Coregonus sp. 'balchen' is the source of this 49607-nucleotide messenger RNA. The record is from the annotation of a GenBank genome assembly. Lineage: Eukaryota; Metazoa; Chordata; Actinopteri; Salmoniformes; Salmonidae.
AUGUACCCUUCCUAUGGCUCUCUGGUCCCUGUCCUACUCUGGGUCCUACUCUGGUCCCUGUCCUACUCUGGGUCCUACUCUGGUCCCUGUCCUACUCUGGUCCCUGUCCUACUCUGGUCCCUGUCCUACUCUGGUCCCUGUCCUACUCUGGGUCCUACUCUGGUCCCUGUCCUACUCUGGGUCCUACUCUGGUCCCUGUCCUACUCUGGUCCCUGUCCUACUCUGGUCCCUGUCCUACUCUGGUCCCUGUCCUACUCUGGUCCCUGUCCUACUCUGGUCCCUGUCCUACUCUGGUCCCUGUCCUACUCUGGUCCCUGUCCUACUCUGGUCCCUGUCUUACUCUGGUCCCUGUCCUACUCUGGUCCCUGUCCUACUCUGGAACCUGUCUACUCUGGUCCCUGUCCCUACUCUGGGUCCCUGUCUUACUCUGGGUCCCUGUCCUUACUCUGGUCCCUGUCCUACUCCUGGUCCCUGUCCUACUCUGGUCCCUGUCCUACUCUGGUCCCUGUCCUAACACUGGUCCCUGUCCUACUCUGGGUCCCUGUCCUACUCUGGUCCCUGUCCUACUCUGGUCCCUGUCCUACUCUGGUCCCUGUCCUACUCUGGUCCCUGUCCUACUCUGGUCCCUGUCCUACUCUGGUCCCUGUCUUACUCUGGUCCCUGUCUUACUCUGGUCCCUGUCCUACUCUGGUCCCUGUCCUACUCUGGUCCCUGUCUUACUCUGGGUCCUACUCUGGUCCCUGUCCUACUCUGGUCCCUGUCCUACUCUGGUCCCUGUCCUACUCUGGUCCCUGUCCUACUCUGGUCCCUGUCUUACUCUGGUCCCUGUCCUACUCUGGUCCCUUGUCUUACUCUGGUCCCUGUCUUACUCUGGUCCCUGUCCCUACCUGGUCCCUGUUCCUUUCGUACUUGGUCCCUGUCCCUUACUCUGGUCCCUGUCCUACUCUGGUCCUGUCCUACCUGGUCCCUGUCCUACUCUGGUCCCUGUCUACUCUGGGUCCUACUCUGGUCCCUGUCCUACUCUGGUCCCUGUCCUACUCUGGUCCCUGGUCCCUACUCUGGAACCUGUCCACUCUGGUCCCCUGUCCUACUCUGGUCCCUGUUCCUACUCUGGUCCCUGUCCUACUCUGGAACCUGUCCUACUCUGGUCCCUGUCCUACUCUGGUCCCUGUCCUACUCUGGUCCCUGUCCUACUCUGGUCCCUGUUCUACUCUGGUCCCUGUCCUACUCUGGUCCCUGUCCUACUCUGGUCCCUGUCCUACUCUGGUCCCUGUCCUACUCUGGUCCCUGUCCUACUCUGGUCCCUGUCCUACUCUGGUCCCUGUCCUACUCUGGUCCCUGUCUUACUCUGGUCCCUGUUCUACUCUGGUCCCUGUCCUACUCUGGUCCCUGUCCUACUCUGGUCCCUGUCCUACUCUGGUCCCUGUCCUACUCUGGUCCCUGUCCUACUCUGGAACCUGUCCUACUCUGGUCCCUGUACAUGGUGUACAGAAUAAGCUUUGUGUGGUCUGCAGUCUUCUAGCCUAUUCUCUGAAUUCACUCUGAUCUCAAUAACAUAUUGAUGUCCCAUUCCUACUCCUCUAAUUUCAUGAGUUUAAUUAAAGUAGCCAGCGAGGGAGGUAAGAGGCACUCAACAAAUUAGGGACUUGUUCAAUUGAAUCACCUUUAGACUGUCCUUUGUGAGACUGCGAUACCUAGAGAAUGUUAUUGGCCCAUUGUGACUGCUGUUGUAUUUGGUUACUGUAGUCAUUUACUGGGCAGCAAAGUCCUAGUGGAUUGUCUCAUUGUCUAUGCGGCUUAGCGUGUGCGUGUGUGCGUGUGUGUGUGGUUGCACUUGUGAGUGUUUAAUGGUGGUCAGCAGCACAAGGGGAAGUAAUAUGUAUUGAUCCCAGUGGGGCUGGAUCUCAUCAAGGCUUUCCUUGGGUCUGUAGUCUGCACCGCUUCCCCAGGAGUCCCUAGGGAGGAUGUCAAUCUUAUACAGCACCCCCCCCCCCCACACACACACACACACACACACACACACACACACACACACACAGAGAUUCAACCCACACACACACAUUGAUUCAGCGCACAUCAUACAUAGUCAUCCCUCUGUGUAUCCAGAUAAUCACACUAACCUUUUCUUCAUGCUUUAACAACCACCUGUCAUCUCUUGGUUUUGAGACAUAUAUUAGAGAUUGUCAGGAAGAUUAAUCUGAAACAGUAGGUUCCCUGUAUGGAAGAUUCAACUGAAACAGUAUGUUCCCUGUAUGGAAGAUUCAACUGAAACAGUAUGUUCCCUGUAUGGAAGAUUCAUCUGAAACAGUAGGUUCCCUGUAUGGAAGAUUCAUCUGAAACAGUAGGUUCCCUGUAUGGAAGAUUCAUCUGAAACAGUAGGUUUUGUUUAACACUUUUUUGGUUACUACAUGUUUCCAUAUAUGUUAUUUAAUCGUUUUGAUGUAGUUACAAUGUAGAAAAUAGUAAAAAAUAAAGAAAAACCCUUGAAUGAGUAGGUGUUCUAAAACACACCGGUAGUGUGUAUAUAUGAAUUAUAUAAUUUACUUUUUUCGGUAUUGAAAAUAGUAGUGGCCCCCCCUGUCUGUUGUAGAGUAGUGCCCCCCCCCCCCCCCCCCUGUCUGUUGUAGAGUAGUGCUCCCCCCCCCCCCCCUGUCUGUUGUAGAGUAGUGCCCCCCCCCCCCCCCCCCUGUCUGUUGUAGAGUAGUGGCCCCCCUGUCUGUUGUAGAGUAGUGCCCCCCCCCCCUGUCUGUUGUAGAGUAGUGGCCCCCCUGUCUGUUGUAGAGUAGUGGCCCCCCCCCCUGUCUGUUGUAGAGUAGUGGCCCCCCCUGUCUGUUGUAGAGUAGUGCCCCCCCCCCCCCUGUCUGUUGUAGAGUAGUGCCCCCCCCCCCCCCCCCCCCUGUCUGUUGUAGAGUAGUGGCCCCCCCCUGUCUGUUGUAGAGUAGUGGCCCCCCCUGUCUGUUGUAGAGUAGUGGCCCCCCCCAUCUGUUGUAGAGUAGUGGCCCCCCCCAUCUGUUGUAGAGUAGUGGCCCCCCCCCUGUCUGUUGUAGAGUAGUGGCCCCCCCCCAUCUGUUGUAGAGUAGUGGCCCCCCCCUGUCUGUUGUAGAGUAGUGGCCCCCCCCUGUCUGUUGUAGAGUAGUGGCCCCCCCUGUCUGUUGUAGAGUAGUGGCCCCCCCCCAUCUGUUGUAGAGUAGUGGCCCCCCCCUGUCUGUUGUAGAGUAGUGGCCCCCCCUGUCUGUUGUAGAGUAGUGGCCCCCCCUGUCUGUUGUAGAGUAGUGGCCCCCUGUCUGUUGUAGAGUAGUAUAAAUAUAAAAAUAAAACAACAACAAAAAAAGUGUUGAGAAAAAAAGAGCAGAAGUAAAAUAAAGUAACAGUAAGGAGGCACUAAAUGGCAUAUUAUUAUUAUUAUUAUUAUUAUUAUUAUUAUUAUUAUUAUACAGGGGGGUACCGUUGCAGAGUCAAUGUGCGGGGGCACCGGCUAGUUGAGGUAGCUGUGUCCACUGUUCCAGUAUUGUAAACAGUGAAUUAGAAUUCUUAUUUAGGGUCAGUUUAUGGGGACUUAAAUGUUAGCCCAUUUAGUUGUGGCGUGAAGCUGAAGCCUUUAGUUGUGGCGUGAAGCUGAAGCCUUUAGUUGUGGCGUGAAGCUGAAGCCUUUAGUUGUGGCGUGAAGCUGAAGCCUUUAGUUGUGGCGUGAAGCUGAAGCCUUUAGUUGUGGUGUGAAGCUGAAGCCUUUAGUUGUGGCGUGAAGCUGAAGCCUUUAGUUGUGGUGUGAAGCUGAAGCCUUUAGUUGUGGUGUGAAGCUGAAGCCUUUAGUUGUGGUGUGAAGCUGAAGCCAAAAUAGCAAUUUUUUCAAGGAACACCUGGCCAAUGUAAUGGCUCUAAGAUGUCAAGGGACACCUGGCCAAUGUAAUGGCUCUAAGAUGUCAAGGGACACCUGGCCAAUGUAAUGGCUCUAAGAUGUCAAGGGACACUUGGCCAAUGUAAUGGCUCUAAGAUGUCAAGGGACACUUGGCCAAUGUAAUGGCUCAAAGACAGCCCCCCCCCCCCCCCCCCCCCCCUCCGCACCUCUCUGAUUCAGAGGGGUUGGGUUAUACGCAGAAGACACGUUUCAGUUGAAUGCGUUCAGUUGUACAACUGACUAGGUAUCCCCCUUUCCCUUUCCCACCAUUAACACAGCAACAGCCCAGCCAGUCUCGUUACAAUCACAUCGGCAGUGAUUAUCACUACUGUCUGCUGUUGAUCAGCACUGAUGCCCAAUGGGUACUUGACAUGGAACUUGCAACUAAACAUCCAUCAUGUUGGGGGAGUGGUUGGUAGUAUGUUGUGGGUGUUCAGCUGCAAUUCUCAGCCUGCUACUUGUUGUUUAUGAGGUAGCCGGUGAGUUGCCUCGAUUUAGUUACGAAAAAACAAGAGAUCUUCGAAACCAAAAAAAAUCAAACAUUGUCUCAAGCGUUGUGGUGUUAGCAUUACCUGGUGGAGUUUAUUAGGUGUGUUUCAACACACAGCUGCAGCGGUGUGCCGCUGUGCCCUCAAAUGUCCUGUUGUGUGCCAGGUCUCCCUGUGGCUUUCUACCCCACAGUGUUAAUCUGGAGAAGUUCCUGGGAGAACGCAUGUCAGAUGACGCUGCCAUAGGAACUCUGCUGCUGCCGUGUAGGUCUAGAUAUUUAUAGCCCAGAUUUACCCUAAGGUGUCCCCAAGGAUCGUUUUGUUAUUUUUCCUUGCUCCUAAAGACCUUCCCUGUUGUGACGGUUUGAAUCGUUGCAGUAUUAGAGGUUAAUGUAGCCUAAUACACUCAGUGUGUUUCAAUGUAGCUAGGUCUCGUAAUGUAGCCUAAUACAACAAAAAUAUAAACGCAACAUGCUAUUGCUUAGGCCUAAUCAUGGCUGUCUCUUUUUGAAGGUCUAUUAAGGUAUUUGUAUUAAUAGUCUAGAUCGUUUCACUACCUGGGAUUGUGAUUUAAUAGCCAUGAUAUACACUGGAUCCAACCAAUGACUGGUUAUUGCACUGCUUUAAUGCUUGUGAUGCAUUAUGCAUCCACCAGUGUGGAAAGAGGAUCAACCAAAUGUCCAGGCUAUCUUUCAAAUGGUAACUAACUACCAGCUAGUCCACUGAGAUGGGAGACAUUAUCUCAAUUACUCUCAUGAGACCUAGCUAUAAUGAACAAAAAUAUAAACGCAACAUGUAAAGUGUUGGUCCCAUGUUUCAUGAGCUGAAAUAAAAGAUCCCAGAAAUGUUCCAUACGCACGAAAAGCUUAUUUCACAUCCCUGUUAGCGAGCAUUUAUCCUUUGUCAAGAUAAUCCAUCCACCUGACAGGUGUGGCAUAUGAAGAAUCUAAUUAAACAGCAUGAUCAUUACGCAGGUGCCCUUUCUGCUGGGGACAAUAAAAGGAAACUAAAAUGUGCAGUUUUGUCACAACACAAUGCCACAGAUGUCUCAAGUUUUUGAGGGAGCGUGCAAUUGGAUUUUUUAUUUUAUUUCACCUUUAUUUAACCAGGUAAGCCAGUUGAGAACAAGUUCUUAUUUACAACUGCGACCUGGCCAAGAUAAAGCAAAGCAGUGCGAUAAAAACAACACAGAGUUACAGAUGGGGUAAAAAAACAUAAAGUCAAAAAUACUACAGAAAAUAUAUAUUGCUGACUGAAGGAAUGUCCACUAGAGCUGUUGCCAGAUAAUUUAAUGUUAAUUUCUCUACCAUAAGCUGCCUCCAACGUCGUUUUAGAGAAUUUGGCAAUACGUCCAACCGGCCUCACAACCACAGACCACGUGGGCGAGUGGUUUGUGCUGAUGUCAAUGUUGUGAACAGAGUGCACCAUGGUGGCGGUGGGGUUACGGUAUGGGCAGGCAUAAGCUAAACACAACAAAAACAAUAGCAUUUUAUCGGUGGCAAGUUGAAUGCACAGAGAUACCGUGUCGAGAUCCUGAGGCCCAUUGUCGAGCCAUUCAUCCGCCUCCAUCACCUCAUGUUUCAGCAUGAUAAUGCACUGCCCCAUGUCACAAGGAUCUGUACACAGUUCCUGGAAGCUGAAAAUGUCCCAGUUCUUCCAUGGUCUGCAUACUCACCAGACAUGUCACCAAUUGAGCGUGUUUGGGAUGCUCUGGAUUGACGUGUAUGACAGCGUGUUCCAGUUCCCGCCAAUAUCCAUCAACUUUGCACAGCCAUUGAAGAGGAGUGGGACAACAUUCCACAGGCCACAAUCAACAGCCUGAUCAAUUCUAUGAGAAGGAGAUGUGUCGCGCUGCAUGAGGCAAAUGAUGGUCACACCAGAUACUGACUGGUUUUCUGAUCCACGCCCCUUCCUUUUUUUUAAGGUAUCUGUGACCAACAGAUGCAUAUCUGUAAUCCCAGUCAUGUGAAAUCCAUAGAUUAGGGCCUAAUGUUCCGGGGUGGGGGGGUCCGGGGGUGGCAUACCCCCCGGGGAAUUUGUUUUGCAGAACAAGCUCUAUUUUGGUGGCCUCUGGUACAUUCUAAUGCCUUUGAUUCCAUCCGAAACACACAGCUAAAUUCUUGAAUACUUUAACGACUUUUCCUCCCAGAUCGGUAAAAUGAGUUAUUGUAUUGAGUAGAAAGACAUGACUUUACAAUUAAAAUGACAGAAAAUGUACGAGUUCAGUGUGUUGUUGUUUUGGAUAUCGUCGAGGCCUAGACCUAUAUCAUCAGGACUAUCUUACAAGUAAGACGACAUCAUAACAUGAAACCUGUCUUCUCUUGAGAUUCAAGUCAUAUUUACAGCUUUACUACCAGAUAUGAAUGGCCACAAUGAUGUUUGUUCUUCAAAUGAUGUAUUUUAUUAGCUCUGCUGCUGUGGACACUCAGGGGAAGGAAACCAAUGUGUCAUUUUGUAAUUUGGGUGAACUAUCCCUUUAACAGUUUGGCCUGUCAAUCAAUCACUGUGUGUGGGCUUGUCAGGGGAGGGGGCAGGAUGUUUGUGACUCAAGGAAUUGGUAGGGUUCCCGACCUGUCAAUCAAUCACUGUGACCUGUCAAUCAAUCACUGUGGGUGGGACUUUGAUGGAAGGUGGUAGAUUAGUAAUCUAGUCUGAAAAACCAGUCUACAUUUAUCGUGGCAAAAAACCUAAGAAAAAAAUAUUGUGUUCUGUCAAGUAAACAUGGAUUCCCUGCUGAGAAACAAUAUAUAAUUGCAGGAAAAUUGUUUUUUUAGAAAUGCAAACAUAUUCAGGGGUAGGACCCCCCACCAGAUUGUACAAACCCACUUUUAUACAAAGCCAGGGGCCCAUGAAUAGACUUACAAGUAUGAUGGAAGAAUGAAGCAGGUGUUAAACGUGGGCUUUGCUACACAGAAAGCAGGUGUUGCUACUCCAUAGUCGAAAUUUGAAUCAAAUCAGUAGACCUUUAUCGUUAUCUUUAAUAAUACCGUAUACGUACCAUUAGCUUUUAUAACCUUUCAUCUGUUUUCUUUUGCCAUAUUUUGGACCGGAAGGAGGCUCUCUAUGCGCUACCUACUGUUCCUGCAGUGAGGAUUCAACAUCUUCAUCGAAUGUUUUCAUAAUUUAUCUGCAGAUUAUCGGCAAAAAGCAGUAGUAGCCUACCAGUAUGCAAAUUAGGGAGCCAAAUGAACGGCUCUCUCACCGAUGCGAUUCGGUUCCCGAAGUUCACCUAAAAGAUCAGUUCAAAAAGAGCCGUUUGUUCGCGAACAACCCAUCACUAAGCUACACUGACAAGUCACUUUAGCGGUCACUGGCCAGUCUCGACAUGGGCUUUGAAUCCUAGGAAAAUACAAACAAAGGUCUUUGGUUUACUGUCCUGAUGCGAUACCAUGGACAUAUACAAUGGCUUGCGAAAGUAUUCACCCCCCUUGGCAUUUUUCCUAUUUUGUUGCCUUACAACCUGGAAUUAAAGUCAAUACUUUGUAGAGCCACCUUUUGCAGCAAUUACAGCUGCAGGUCUCUUGAGGUAUGUCUCUAUAAGCUUGGCACACCGACUCCGUGGCUGUAUAGUCCUAUGAAACACGCGAAAUAAAAUAAAACAUUACGUGGAUUUCAACUCAUCUUUACCAAUUAAAUUAGCCUACAGGGAAUGUGUAAAUUCACUCACAGGGGACGAUGAAGAAGCCUGCAGCCAACCACAGCGUACAAAAAUAACAAAGGUUCUGGGAGGCGGGACAGACAGAAGACUGACAAACCAGCAGUUUCCCUGUCAUCGCUCGCUUUGUGAAUGACAGGCCCCCUGUCCUAUCAGUAGAUCACUAGAAGAUGCAUAUUGUUCAUUCUAGCGGGAGCUGGCUAGACAGACUUUUCUGAUUUAGCGAAUUGAAACUUUUCAAUAAAAAGAAGCCUAGUUAAUUUAACGAAGUGGAAAAAGUAGCCGGCUUACAACGAGUCUGUUAUCGGUUAUUUAGCCGACUGCCGGCGCUUAUGGAAAACACUGCUUACUGUGUACUGGGACAACAUUGUGGUAGUAUUAUUAUUGAAGCAUGAUCAACCCAUCUAUCGUCCAGCAUUGCAAGGACACAUAUUUAGUGAUUUAUGAUGCAUUUCGCCUUUUCAUAUUCAAGCGUAAUGGGGGGCAAGUAUCCAAACCAAUUCUAGUUUUUAAAUGAAUGUCUUUGGAAGUUGAGUUGAACUUUUGGAAAUGGAUGGAUUGGAACGGCCUACUUCUUCUACCAGGCUGCAACGGUGACUGGACUGGGGGCCCACCAGAACAGAAUACCAGCUGCAGUCGCUAGCUUUCUGCUCUGGAUAAAAGCACGCUAUGCUCAUUUGUGUUCAGAGGGUCACGUUGUUGCACACUGAGGUCAUGUCUACUUCACCGCCAUUAUUAUACUCGCUCAAUGUUGUUUUCACACACACACGCACACACACACGCGCACACACACACACACACACCAGUUUAUCCAAGAUGGCGAAGUAGUGCAGUUCUGUUUUUGUCGUGUGUCUGUAAAUAGCCUGUAAAUACCCUGUUUUUUUUUUGUAUUUUUCGUACAUAUUUCCCUAUCAGACUUUUCAUCCUUCUACAAAAUAUACUUUCCUGCAACCCGCCUCACUCAAUGUGGAACGGAUUCUAUUAUUGACUUACCUUUUAUAUAGAAUCUCCAGUUGAAACUAGCUAGCCAGCUAACUAGCUACUUGCUAUUAGCCACAGUUAGCGGUAUUUCACCCAGAACAUUGGAUUUUUUUUUCUUCUGCAGGAUUAAUUUAAUCACUGGAUAUUAAUCACCGGAUAUUCGGCCAGUCUGCACAGCGCGUUAUCGACCCAGAACAUAUCAGUUUUUCUGCCUGAAUCACUGGACCUUUAACUCCGGAUUCAUCGCUACCAGCUAGCUUCAACUAAAUGGACGCUGUGGUCUGGCUAAUCAUCCUGAGCUAGGCCCAUCUCCCGGCUAUCUACCUCUCUGUCAACCGGACGGGACCACCUAGUGUUGACACGGAGCCCCGCUGAUCCUACACGACUGGUCUGCCGACGAAAUCGUCUGAUGUGGUUACGACGACGUCGACCACGAAGAUUCCAUCUGCUAGCCCCGGCCCGCUAGCACACGCUAGCCGUGGCCUCUUACCUGCUAGUGCUUUAGCAGCCUCCGAACUAUCCUAUUGCUGUUCACCGGACCUUAUGAUAACUCAGCUAUACAGCUGAUGUCUGCUGGACUGUUCCUUUUUACGGUACUACAUCCUGUUUAUGUUUAGCCUCAGCCCAAACAUGGUUAGCUUAUUGUUGUUUCGGUUAUUUCUAAUUGUACUAUUUCACUGUAGAUCCCCCCAGCCCAGCUAAACCUGCCGUAGAUAGCUCCUUUGUCCCACCCCCCAUACACGCAGAGACCGACUCAAUUGAUGCCUCUAGUGAUACUAUCUCUUUCAUUGUUACCCAACGCUUAGGUUUACCCCCACUUUACUCAUAUCCUUCCAUAUCCUUGUCUGUACAUAAUGCCCUGAAUCUUUUCUACAACACCCGGAAAUCUGCCCCCUUUAUUCUAUGUACCCAACGCACUAGAAGACCAGUUCUUAAAGCCUUUAGCCGUAUCCUUAUUCUAGUCCUCCUCUGUUCCUCUGGUGAUGUAGAGGCUAACCCUGGGUAGUGGGUUCGAUCCCCGGGACCACCCAUACACAAAAAAAAAAAUGUAUGCACGCAUGACUGUAAGUCGCUUUGGAUAAAAGCGUCUGCUAAAUGGCAUAUUAUUAUAUUAUUAUAACCCAGGCCCUGCAGCCCUCAGUAUCACUCCUACUCCCCAGGCGCUAUCAUUUGCUGACUUCUGUAAUCGCAAAAGUCUUGGUUUCUUGCACGUAAACAUCAGAAGUCUACUUCCUAAGUUUGAGUUAUUCACUGCGUUAGCCCACUCCGCCAACCCUGAUGUUCUAGCAGUGUCUGAAUCCUGGCUCAGGAAGGCAACCAAAAAUUCUGAAAUGUCCAUCCCCAACUAUAACAUUUUCCGUCUAGAUAGAACUGCCAAAGGGGGUGGAGUUGCAAUCUACUGUAGAGAUAGCCUGCAGAGCUCUAUCAUACUAUCCAGGUCUGUGCCCAAACAGUUUGAGCUUCUACUUCUAAAAAUCCACCUUUCCAGAAAUAAGUCUCUCACUGUUGCCGCUUGCUACAGACCCCCCUCAGCCCCCAGAUGUGCCCUGGACACCAUAUGUGAAUUGAUUGCCCCCCAUUUAUCCUCAGAGUUCGUACUGCUUGGUGACCUAAAUUGGGAUAUGCUUAAUACCCCGGCCAUCCUACAAUCCAAACUAGAUGCCCUCAACCUCACGCAAAUUAUCAACGAACCUACCAGGUACAACCCUAAAUCCGUAAACAUGGGUACCCUCAUAGAUAUCAUCCUGACUAACAUACCCUCUAAAUACACCUCAGCUGUCUUCAACCAGGAUCUCAGCGAUCACUGCCUUAUUGCCUGCGUCCGUAAUGGGUCCGCGGUCAAACGACCACCCCUCAUCACUGUCAAACACAUCCUAAAACACUUUAGCGAGCAGGCCUUCCUAAUUGACCUGGCCCAGGUAUCCUGGAUGGAUAUAGAUCUCAUUCCGUCAGUAGAGGAUGCCUGGUUGUUCCUUAAAAGUAAUUUCCUCUCAAUCUUAAAUAAACAUGCCCCAUUCAAAAAAUACAGAACUAAGAACCGAUAUAGCCCCUGGUUCUCCUCAGACUUGACUGCCCUUGACCAGCACAAAAACAUCCUGUGGCGUACUGCAUUAGCAUCAAAUAGCCCCCGCGAUAUGCAACUUUUCAGGGAAGUUAGGAACCAAUAUACACAAGCAGUCAGGAAAGCAAAGGCAAACUUUUUCAAACAGAAAUUUGCAUCCUGUAGCACUAACUCCAAAAAGUUUUGGGACACUGUAAAGUCCAUGGAGAAUAAGAGCACUUCCUCCCAGUUGCCCACUGCACUGAGGCUAGGAAACACUAUCACCACCGAUAAAUCUACAAUAAUCGAGAAUUUCAACAAGCAUUUUGCUACAGCUGGCCAUGCUUUCCAUCUGGCUACCACUACCCCGGCCACCAACUCUGCACCCUCCGCUGAAACUUGCCCAUGCCCCCCCCCGCUUCGCCUUCACACAAAUUCAGACAGCUGACGUUUUGAAAGAGCUGCAAAAUCUGGACCCCUACAAAUCAGCUGGGCUAGACAAUCUGGAACCUUUCUUUCUAAAACUAGCCGCCGAAAUUGUCGCAACCCCUAUUACUAGUCUGUUCAACCUCUCUUUCAUAACGUCUGAGAUCCCCAGAGAUUGGAAAGCUGCCGCGGUCAUCCCCCUCUUCAAAGGGGGUGACACUCUAGAUCCAAACUGCUACAGACCUAUAUCCAUCCUGCCCUGCCUUUCGAAAGUAUUUGAAAGCCAAGUUAACAAACAGAUCACCGACCAUUUCGAAUACCACCGUACCUUCUCCGCUAUGCAAUCCGGUUUCCGAGCUGGUCAUGGGUGCACUUCAGCCACGCUCAAGGUCCUAAACGAUAUUAUAACCGCGAUUGAUAAUAGACAGUACUGUGCAGCCGUCUUCAUCGACCUGGCCAAGGCUUUCGACUCUGUCAACCACCGCAUUCUUAUUGGCAGACUAAAUAGCCUUGGUUUCUCAAAUGACUGCCUCGCCUGGUUCACCAACUACUUCUCAGAUAGAGUUCAGUGUGUCAAAUCGGAGGGCCUGUUGUCUGGACCUAUGGCAGUCUCUAUGGGGGUGCCACAGUGUUCAAUUCUUGGGCCGACACUUUUCUCCGUGUAUAUCAAUGAUGUCGCUCUUGCUGCUGGUGACUCUCAGAUCCACCUCUACGCAGACGACACCAUUUUGUAUACAUCUGGCCCUUCAUUGGACACUGUGUUAACAAACCUCCAAACGAGCUUCAAUGCCAUACAACACUCCUUCAGUAGCCUCCAACUGCUCUUAAACACUAGUAAAACUAAAUGCAUGCUUUUCAAUCUAACGCUGCUGGCACCCGCCCACCCGACUAGAAUCACCACUCUUGACGGGUCUGACCUAGAGUAUGUGGACAACUACAAAUACCUAGGUGUCUGGUUAGACUGUAAACUCUCCUUCCAGACUCACAUAAAGAAUCUCCAAUCCAAAGUUAAAUCUAGAAUCGGCUUCCUAUUUCGCAACAAAGCCUCCUUCACUCAUGCUGCCAAACAUGCCCUCGUAAAACUGACUAUCCUACCGAUCCUUGACUUCGGCGAUGUCAUUUACAAAAUAGCCUCCAACACUCUACUCAGCAAAUUGGAUGUAGUCUAUCACAGUGCCAUCCGUUUUGUCUCCAAAGCCCCAUACGCUACCCACCACUGUGACCUGUACGCUCUUGUUGGCUGGUCCUCACUACAUGUUCGUCGUCAAACCCACUGGCUCCAGGCCAUCUAUAAAUCACUGCUAGGCAAAUCCCCGCCUUAUCUUAGCUCAUUGGUCACCAUAGCAGCACCCACCCGUAGUCUGCGCUCCAGCAGGUAUAUCUCACUAGUCAUUCCCAAAGCCAACACCUCCUUUGGCCGCCAUUCCUUCCAGUUCUCUGCUGCCAAUGACUGGAACGAAUUGCAAAAAUCUCUGAAGCUGGAGACUCUUAUCUCCCUUAACUUUAAGCAUCAGUUGUCAGAGCACCUUACCGAUCACUGCACCUGUACACAGCCCAUCUGAAAUUAGCCCACCCAACUACCUCAUCCCUAUAUUGUUAUUUAUUUUGCUCUUUUGCACCCCAGUAUCUCUAUUUGCACAUAAUCUCUUGCACAUCUAGCAUUCCAGUGUUAAUACUAUUGUAAUUAUUUUGCACUAUAGCCUAUUUAUUGCCUUACCUCCAUAACUUGCUACAUUUGCACACACUGUAUAUAUAUUUUCUGUUGUAUUUUUGACUUUGUUUUUUACCCCAUAUGUAACUCUGUGUUGUUUUUGUCGCACUGCUUUGCUUUAUCUUGGCCAGGUCGCAGUUGUAAAUGAGAACUUGUUCUCAACUGGCUUACCUGGUUAAAUAAAGGUGAAAUAAAUAAAAUAAACACACACACACACACAAACACACACACACAAACAAACAAACAAACAAACAAACAAACACACACACAGAGGAGGUUGUUACAAGGUGAUGGGUGUAUUUUUGUCCACAGCAGUGCAGCAGCCAACAGUUUGUUUUGCCCUGGGUGUUGUGUCUAGUUAUAGCCACAUGGCCCUUCGUGGCCUAUAGUGAUCCCUGGGUGUUGUGUCUAGUUAUAGCCACAUGGCCCUUCAUGGCCUAUAGUGAUCCCUGGGUGUUGUGUUUAGUUAUAGCCAUAUGGCCCUUCGUGGCCUAUAGUGAUCCCUGGGUGUUGUGUUUAGUUAUAGCCAUAUGGCCCUUCGUGGCCUAUAGUGAUCCCUGGGUGUUGUGUCUAGUUAUAGCCACAUGGCCCUUCGUGGCCUAUAGUGAUCCCUGGGUGUUGUGUCUAGUUAUAGCCACAUGGCCCUUCGUGGCCUAUAGUGAUCCCUGGGUGUUGUGUUUAGUUAUAGCCACAUGGCCCUUCAUGGCCUAUAGUGAUCCCUGGGUGUUGUGUCUAGUUAUAGCCAUAUGGCCCUUCGUGGCCUAUAGUGAUCCCUGGGUGUUGUGUUCUAGUUAUAGCCACAUGGCCCUUCGUGGCCCUAUAGUGAUCCCUGGGUGUUGUGUCUAGUUAUAGCCAACAUGGCCCUUCGUGGCCUAUAGUGAUCCCUGGGUGUUGUGUCUAGUUAUAGCCACAUGGCCCUUCGUGGCCUAUAGUGAUCCCUGGGUGUUGUGUCUAGUUAUAGCCACAUGGCCCUUCGUGGCCUAUAGUGAUCCCUGGGUGUUGUGUCUAGUUAUAGCCAUAUGGCCCUUCGUGGCCUAUAGUGAUCCCUGGGUGUUGUGUCUAGUUAUAGCCACAUGGCCCUUCGUGGCCUAUAGUGAUCCCUGGGUGUUGUGUCUAGUUAUAGCCACAUGGCCCUUCGUGGCCUAUAGUGAUCCCUGGGUGUUGUGUCUAGUUAUAGCCACAUGGCCCUUCGUGGCCUAUAGUGAUCCCUGGGUGUUGUGUGAGGCCGCAGCCUGUCAUGCACACACACACACACACACACACACACACACACACACACACACACUGGGCUGUCAUCGCUGCAGGGGGUGGCUUAUAAGGCAGCUAACUGUUCUGUAUUCAGCUGUAACCUCACCUGACCCAUGCAGCCCAGUGGGGCCCACCAGGGUCUCAGUCUCAUAGUGGGACACUUCUGCUGCCGUGUCAUACGUAUCCCCACCUGACCCCGUCCCUGCGUCCCCUCCUCCACUCCAGAGGAGCCCUGGGAUUUGCGGAGCCAACAGAAACAGGAGAGCAGAGUAGGGGACAGCUAGUGGAAGUGCUGAGAGGGCUGGGAGAUACUCAAUCGGGCAGUAUUUCUGUAAAUAGGUAGGGGAAAAAUGCCCAGUUCAACGUAAUAUACUCUAGUGUACUGGUAGUAUUAUGUUGUAUCUGGUAGUAUCUAUUAUUCAUACUGUUUAAAGGCAGCAGGAUGCAAUGCGGUCCCAGUGUUUUCCAUAAGCUCCGGCCUUCUGCUAAAUAGCCGAAAACAGGCUCAUUGUAAGCCAGCUACUAGGCUUCAUUUUUAUUUUAAAAUGUCAAUCCGUGAGUCAGAAAAGUCUGUAUAACCUUCUACUGCUUUCUGCCGAUUAUCUGCAGAUAAAUUAUGAAAACAUUCGAUGAAGAUGUUGACUCCUCACUGCAGGAACAAUUAGGAGAGAGAGCCUCCUUCUGGUCCAAAAUAUGAUAAAAUAAAACAGAUUAAAGGUUUUAAAAGCUAAUGGUACUUGUAUGAUAUUAUUAAAUAUAUUGAUAUAGGUCUACUGAUUUAAUCUAAGUGUCGACAAUGGGGUAAUCAACUGCUGGUUUAACACCUGUGUCAGUCUUCCAUAACACCUGUAGGUCUAUUCAUGAUUUUGUUUCUCGACAGGGAAUCCAUGUUUACUUGACAGAACACAAUCUUUUUUUCUUUUUGCCCCAAUAAACUACAUUGAAAGACUAGUUUUUCUGGGUAGAUUACUGAUCUACCGCCAUCCCUCAAAGUCCCACCCACAGUGAUCGAUUGACAGGUCGGGAACCCUACCAAUUCCUUGAUUCACAAACAUCCUGCCCCCUCCCCUGACAAGCCCACACACAGUGAUUGAUUGACAGGCCAAACUGUUAAAGGGAUAGUUCACCCAAAUUACAAAAUGACACAUUGGUUUCCUUCCCCUGAGUGUCCACAGCAGCAGAGCCAAUAAAAUCCAUCAUUUGAAGAACAAACAUCAUUGUGGCCAUUCAUAUCUGGUAGUAAAGCUGUAAAUAUGACUUGAAUCACAAGAGAAGACAGGUUUCAUGUUUGAUGUCGUCUUACUUGUAAGAUAGUCCUGAUGAUAUAGGUCUAGGCCUAGACGAUAUCCAAAACAACAACACACUGAACUCGUACAUUUUCUGUCAUUUUAAUUGUAAAGUGAUGUCUUUCUACUCAAUACCAUAACACAUUUUACCGAUCUGGGAGGUAAAGUCGUUAAAGUAAUCAUUAAUUGAGUUGUGUAUUUCGGAUGGAAUCAAAGGCAUUAGAAUGAGAAUUAGAAAGACCACCAAAAUAGAGCUCGUUCUGCCAACUCCCUGGCUGGCUACUACUUCUCUGCUGUUUCCGCUGGCCCCGGAGAAGUGAACAGAUGAGUUCCGACACGGCUCUGUUCUUCUCUCUCCGUCCCUAGGAGGCAGACAGCUGGGAAAUCAUUGAGGGGCUGAAAAUCGGUCAGAGCAACGUCCAGAGGCCAGAUAAACACGAGGGCUUCAUGCUGAAGAAGCGGAAAUGGCCGCUGAAAGGCUGGCACAAGGUAGGGUCUGAUGGGCGACAGAGAGGCAACACUUGUACUUGUUUUCAUCGAUUUCCUUGGUGCAAAACCCCUUCAGAAAAGUCAUCAACCACAUCUUCUUUCAGAUAGAGUACAUUCAUUUCCAGAGACAAGUACUGUUAUUCACCUACUCAAUGUUUGUUCUUGUUUUUCCACAGCGUUUUUUUGUCCUGGACAAUGGGAUGCUGAAGUACUCCAAGUCACCCAUUGAUGUGAGUAACCCUGACUAGUAGCCACGGGGCUGGGAUGGAGGGCGGGGAUGGAGGGCAGGGAUGGAGGGCAGAUAUGGAGGGCAGGGAUGGAGGGCAGGGAUGGAGGGCAGAUAUGGAGGGCAGGGAUGGAGGGCAGGGAUGGUGGGCAGGGAUGGAGGGCAGGGAUGGUGGGCAGGGAUGGAGGGCAGGGAUGGAGGGCAGGGAUGGGGGGCAGGGAUGGAGGGCAGAUAUGGAGGGCAGGGAUGGAGGGCAGAUAUGGAGGGCAGGGAUGGUGGGCAGGGAUGGUGGGCAGGGAUGGUGGGCAGGGAUGGAGGGCAGGGAUGGUGGGAAGGGAUGUAGGGCAGAGAUCGAGGGCAGGGAUGGAGGGCAGAUAUGGAGGGCAGGGAUGGAGGGCAGGGAUGGCGGUCAGGGAUGGGGGGCAAAGAUGGAGGGCAGAGAUGGAGGGCAGCCUCAGUUGGCAUCACUAUGGCACCAUGGUAACUUAGCAGAAACACCCCAAGGGUCACUCUACUCAUUGUGUUUCUGUUGCCCAUGUCGGUCUGUAGGAAAUCUCCAAAUGACUGGCAAAACUGCUGCGUCCACACUAAUCUGAUGUUUCCAAAGGGUCCUUCCUUCCACAGUGUCUCCUGGAAGCAGCCAUGUUCUUGUGAGCCUUGAUCUCUUUGAACCAAACUGACAAACUAGCCUCACUGCAUGAUAUUGCGUAAUAGUGCAGAAUGAUGAUUCAUGGUGGUUACUUUUGAAGACGACUUCAAGUAGGCCUAUAAGACUUCAAGUAGGCCUAUAAGACUUCAAGUAGGCCUAUAAGACUUCAAGUAGGCCUAUACGACUUCAAGUAGGCCUAUACGACUUCAAGUAGGCCUAUACGACUUCAAGUAGGCCUAUAAGACUUCAAGUAGGCCUAUACGACUUCAAGUAGGCCUAUAAGACUUCAAGUAGGCCUAUACGACUUCAAGUAGGCCUAUAAGAGUCAAGUAGGCCUUUCGAUCAUGAUCCUAUAUCUUUCUUUCAUCACCUUGACAUUCCAUUUAUUUAUACAGCAACAAUGAGAUACCAUACCUGCUCACAUGACUUAUGUUAACUCUCUUUUCUAAGAUUCAGAAAGGCAAGCUCCAUGGUUGCAUUGAUGUGGGUCUCUCUGUCAUGUCCAUUAAGAAGAAGGCCCGCCGCAUUGACUUGGACACAGAGGAGCAUAUCUACCACCUCAAGGUUAGCGUGACAGAGAUGGAUGAUAGGAGUCUUGCCCUUCUCUGAAGGCUUGUCUGAGGGAAGAUUACAAUUUCUAUGUACAAUAGCCUACAUCCUCUCUUCCUCUCAUCUCUCCUCUCUCCUCUGUCUUCACUCUCUUGUUGUCCUCUUGCACUUCCGUCUCUCGGUCAUCCUGUCUCGCCUUCCGCCCUUGUCCUCGCUCAGUCUCUCAGCCUCCUCUCUCCAUCGCGUCUCCCUGUCAUCAACUUUCCGUCUCUCCUUCAUCUCCUCUUCCUCUCUCCUUCCUCGUCUCUCAUUCUCCUUUCUCUCCUUCCUCUCUCUUUCCUCUCUCCUUUCCUCUCUUCUUUCCUCUCUCCUUUCUUUCUCUCUCUCUCCUUUCCUCUCUCCUUUACUCUCUCCUCUUCCUUUCCUCUCCUCUCUUUACAGAUCAAGUCUCCAGACAUCUUUGACUCCUGGGUGGUCAAGCUGCGCCACCACCGUCUCUACCGGCAGAAUGAGAUUGUCCGCUCCCCCAGAGACGCCCCCAUAAGGACGUUUCCUCCCCCUGCCAGCACAGAGUCCCCCAUCCCUCACCCCCACCCCCAGCCAGCUCCCUCCCCCGCUGCAGGACAACAUGAAGUAAAGGUGGGCUCCACUUCCCUGUCAGUUAGGUUCACUUCCCUGGCGGUUGGCUCCUCUUCCCUGUCGGUUGGCGCCUCUUCCCUGUCGGUUGGCGCCUCUUCCCUGUCGGUUGGCUCCUCUUCCCUGUCGGUUGGCUCCUCUUCCCUGGUGGUUAGCUGCUCUUUCCUGUCGGUUGGCUCCCCUUCCCUGUCAGUUAGCGCCUCUUCCCUGUCGGUUGGCUCCUCUUCCCUGUCGGUUGGCUCCUCUUCCCUGUCGGUUGGCUCCUCUUCCCUGGUGGUUAGCUGCUCUUUCCUGUCGGUUGGCUCCCCUUCCCUGUCAGUUAGCGCCUCUUCCCUGUCGGUUGGCUCCUCUUCCCUGUCGGUUGGCUCCUCUUCCCUGUCGGUUAGCGCCUCUUCCCUGUCGGUUAGCGCCUCUUCCCUGUCGGUUAGCUCCUCUUCCCUGUCGGUUGGCUCCUCUUCCCUGUCGGUUAGCUCCUCUUCCCUGUCGGUUGGCUCCUCUUCCCUGUCGGUUAGCUCCUCUUCCCUGUCGGUUAGCUCCUCUUCCCUGUCGGUUGGCUCCUCUUCCCUGUCGGUUAGCUCUGCUCUUCCUGUCGGUUGGCUCUCUUCCCUGUCGGUUGGCCCUCUUCCCUGGCGGUUAGCCCUCUUCCCUGUCGGUUGGCUCCUUUCCCUGUCGGUUGGCUCCUCUUCCCUGUCGGUUAGCUCCUCUUCCCUGUCGGUUAGCGCCUCUUCCCUGGUUAGCUGCUCCUUUCCUGUCAGUUAGCGCCUCUUCCCUGUCGGUUAGCGCCUCUUCCUGUCGGUUAGCGCCUCUUCCCUGUCGUUAGCGCCUCUUCCCUGUCGGUUAGCGCCUCUUCCCUGUCGGUUAGCGCCUCUUCCCUGUCGGUUAGCGCCUCUUCCCUGUCGGUUAGCGCUCUUCCCUGUCGGUUAGCGCCUCUUCCCUGUCGGUUAGCGCCUCUUCCCUGUCGGUUAGCGCCUCUUCCCUGUCGGUUAGCGCCUCUUCCCUGUCGGUUAGCGCCUCUUCCCUGUCAGUUAGCUGAGCACAGUUGUUCUCUGCUGUGGUAAGAUGAGCUCUUUUCUGUCUGACCCACAUUCAAAGCUAUUAACGUUUCAGUAUACAGCCACUCAACAUUUUAAUUUUUGACUGGUUCUAUUACUACUAACAGCCCUGUUCAGUUACUGAGCUAAUUAUGAGACUAAUGGCUCUGAAUCUAAAUCAAAUAUGGCCUUAAUGGGUAAUGCUGUAAGUAAUUACAGUGGGUAAUGCUGUGGGUAAUUACAGUGGGUAACGCAGUGAGUAAUUACAGUGGGUAAUGCUGUGGGAUAAUUACAGUGGGUAAUGCUGUGGGCAAUUACAGUGGGUAAUUACAGUGGGUAAUGCUGUGGAUAAUUACAGUGGGUAAUGCUGUGGAUAAUUACAGUGGGUAAUAUUGUGGGUAAUGCUGUGGGUAACUACAGUGGGUAAUUACAGUGGGUAAUGCUGUGGGUAAUUACAGUGGGUAAUGCUGUGGGUAAUUACAGUGGGUAAUGCUGUGGGUAAUUACAGUGGGUAAUGCUGUGGGUAACUACAGUGGGUAAUUACAGUGGGUAAUGCUGUGGAUAAUUACAGUGGGUAAUGCUGUGGGUAAUGCUGUGGGUAAUUACAGUGGGUAAUGCUGUGGAUAAUUACAGUGGGUAAUGCAGUGGGUAAUGCUGUGGGUAAUUACAGUGGAUAAUGCUGUGGGUAAUGCAGUGUCACCUUAUAUUUGUCUAUGAAUGUGUUAAGACAAACACAAUGUCCCCAGGGAGAGGAGAGUCUGGACUGAAUCCAUUAGGACAUCAAACAGGCCUGUAUUCAGAGCAGCUGGCAGACUGGAUCCAUUAGGACAUCAAACAGGCCUGUAUUCAGAGCAGCUGGCAGACUGAAUCCAUUAGGACAUCAAACAGGCCUGUAUUCAGAGCAGCUGGCAGACUGAAUCCAUUAGGACAUCAAACAGGCCUGUAUUCAGAGCAGCUGGCAGACUGAAUCCAUUAGGACAUCAAACAGGCCUGUAUUCAGAGCAGCUGGCAGACUGAAUCCAUUAGGACAUCAAAACAGGCCUGUAUUCAGAGCAGCUGGCAGACUGGAAUCCAUUAGGACAUCAAACAGGCCUGUAUUCAGAGCAGCUGGCAGACUGAAUCCAUUAGGACAUCAAACAGGCCUGUAUUCAGAGCAGCUGGCAGACUGAAUCCAUUAGGACAUCAAACAGGCCUGUAUUCAGAGCAGCUGGCAGACUGAAUCCAUUAGGACAUCAAACAGGCCUGUAUUCAGAGCAGCUGGCAGACUGAAUCCAUUAGGACAUCAAACAGGCCUGUAUUCAGAGCAGCUGGCAGACUGAAUCCCAUUAGGACAUCAAACAGGCCUGUAUUCAGAGCAGCUGGCAGACUGAAUCCAUUAGGACAUCAAACAGGCCUGUAUUCAGAGCAGCUGGCAGACUGAAUCCAUUAGGACAUCAAACAGGCCUGUAUUCAGAGCAGCUGGCAGACUGAAUCCAUUAGGACAUCAAACAGGCCUGUAUUCAGAGCAGCUGGCAGACUGAAUCCAUUAGGACAUCAAACAGGCCUGUAUUCAGAGCAGCUGGCAGACUGAAUCCAUUAGGACAUCAAACAGGCCUGUAUUCAGAGCAGCUGGCAGACUGAAUCCAUUAGGACAUCAAACAGGCCUGUAUUCAGAGCAGCUGGCAGACUGAAUCCAUUAGGACAUCAAACAGGCCUGUAUUCAGAGCAGCUGGCAGACUGAAUCCAUUAGGACAUCAAACAGGCCUGUAUUCAGAGCAGCUGGCAGACUGAAUCCAUUAGGACAUCAAACAGGCCUGUAUUCAGAGCAGCUGGCAGACUGAAUCCAUUAGGACAUCAAACAGGCCUGUAUUCAGAGCAGCUGGCAGACUGAAUCCAUUAGGACAUCAAACAGGCCUGUAUUCAGAGCAGCUGGCAGACUGAAUCCAUUAGGACAUCAAACAGGCCUGUAUUCAGAGCAGCUGGCAGACUGAAUCCAUUAGGACAUCAAACAGGCCUGUAUUCAGAGCAGCUGGCAGACUGAAUCCAUUAGGACAUCAAAACAGGCCUGUAUUCAGAGCAGCUGGCAGACUGAUCCAUUAGGACAUCAAACAGGCCUGUAUUCAGAGCAGCUGGCAGACUGAAUCCAUUAGGACAUCAAACAGGCCUGUAUUCAGAGCAGCUGGCAGACUGAAAUCCAUUAGGAAUCAACAGGCCUGUAUUCAGAGCAGCUGGCAGACUGAAUCCAUUAGGACAUCAAACAGGCCUGUAUUCAGAGCAGCUGGCAGACUGAAUCCAUUAGGACAUCAAAACAGGCCUGUAUUCAGAGCAGCUGGCAGACUGAAUCCAUUAGGACAUCCCAAACAUACAGGCCUGUAUUCAGAGCAGCUGGCAGACUGAAUCCAUUAGGACAUCAAACAGGCCUGUAUUCAGAGCAGCUGGCAGACUGAAUCCAUUAGGACAUCAAACAGGCCUGUAUUCAGAGCAGCUGGGUCUGGGUCUGGCUCUGGGCCUGGUCUGAGCCUGGUCUGGGCCUGGUCUGGGCCUGGUCUGAGCCUGGUCUGGACCUGGUCUGAGCCUGGUCUGAGCCUGGUCUGAGCCUGGUCUGAGCCUGGCUCUGGGUCUGGCUCUGGGCCUGGUCUGAGCCUGGUCUGAGCCUGGUCUGAGCCUGGUCUGAGCCUGGCUCUGGGUCUGGCUCUGGGCCUGGUCUGGGCCUGGUCUGGGCCUGGUCUGAGCCUGGUCUGAGCCUGGCUCUGGGUCUGGCUCUGGGCCUGGUCUGGGCCUGGUCUGGGCCUGGUCUGAGCCUGGUCUGGGCCUGGUCUGGGCCUGGUCUGGGCCUGGUCUGAGCCUGGUCUGGGCCUGGUCUGGGCCUGGUCUGGGCCUGGUCUGAGCCUGGUCUGAGCCUGCAUGGCCUCCUACUGAUCAGCACUCUCACAGGGCCUGAGACUGAGUCAGUAAAUAUCUGCUGCUUUGAAGUGAUGUUGAUGCAGAAGGGAUGUCUUUGGUGGUUGGACAUUUAGAGUUGUGGCCCACAUACUAUAUCUUGUCCUUUUCUUCAGCUAUUAUACGGAUUUCUCUUAGAAAGCAUGGAAUUAUCUUAAACUUUCUCCUGGCAAGCCUGAAACAUAAUGUUUUUAUCACAUCUCAUGUGUGUUAUACAGGUGUUCUAGACUGAGGUGUCUUAACUAACUAACCCCUUUGUCUCUCUCCAUGUCCUCCAGCAGACCAAACCCACCAGCCUCCCACCAUGGCAGUCCCCCCCAGCCCCCAGUAGCAGAACCAGCCUCCCACCAUGGCAGUCCCCCCCAGCCCCAGUAGCAGAACAGCCUCCCCACCAUGGCAGUCCCCCCCAGCCCCCAGUAGCAGAACCAGCCUCCCACCAUGGCAGUCCCCCCCAGCCCCCAGUAGCAGAACCAGUCUCCCACCAUGGCAGUCCCCCCCAGCCCCCAGUAGCAGAACCAGCCUCCCACCAUGGCAGUCCCCCCCAGCCCCCAGUAGCAGAACCAGUCUCCCACCAUGGCAGUCCCCCCCAGCCCCCAGUAGCAGAACCAGCCUCCCACCAUGGCAGUCCCCCCCACCCGUAGCAGACCAGUCCCACCAUGGCAGUCCCCCCCCCGUAGCAGAACCAGUCCUCCAUGGAGCCCCAGCCCCCGCGAACCAGUCUCCCACCAGGCAGCCCCCAGCCCCAGAGCGCCAGCGCCCCCACAGCCCAGGAAGAGCAGCAGCGAGCUGCACAGGCAGGCAAGGGGCGAGGACGAGGGGAGGCCGAGUACACCAUCUAGCGUUCACCACCCCAGUAACGAGCACCUCCUCAACGUGCGACAGAGCAGGAGUCGAUCGCACAGGACGCGAGAGAGCAGUACAGAGCGAAGUCCUUCCCCCCUUUCUCCCGUUCCUCCUCAUUCCUCUCAUCCCAUCCUGUACAGCUCCUCUCCUCUCAUUCCUCCUCUCCGCACUCUCUCUCCUCUUCUCUACCAGCUCUCCAUCUACGUCAGUUCCGAUCUCGCUCACCAGAUCACCGUCAGCACGUCAGUGCCCGAACUCCCUGACUCUCCUGCCCGUCCACCUGCCCCUGCUAGUCGUCCUAUCCACUACCCUCAGGGCUUCCUCUCCUCGAUACGACAUCCUCUCCAUCGCUGCCUCCCUCUUCCGCCCGUCCCCUCUCUAGCCCUCCCGCGAAUACGCGCACCUCCAUAGCCCUCCGACGCACCGCCUCACCAUCUCGCGCCGCCCCUCCUCCCCCAGUCCCAUCGUACGCGCCCGUCCCGGACUACCGCUAACCCAGACCGCCUCCUCACGAGACAUCCAUCUCAGCUCACGCGUUAGUCGCACUCAUCAUCAUCCUCGACUCUUCCCACCCUCUCCAAGAUCCUCAGCACGUCAUCUCUACUCCUCUCCACGUUUCUCCCCUCCCUGUCUCACCAUCUCUUCCACUCUCGCCUUCUCCCUCCUCUCUCUCUCUCUUCCUCACUUCUCUCUGCCUCCCCGAUCUUCCUCCGCUCUCUCCCUUUUUCCUUCCUCUCUCGCCUCCUCUUCUCUUACCUCUCUGCCCCUAUCUCCUCGUUCCUCACUUCCCUCCUCUCUUCCUCACUGACAAGGGUCAGCAAUAUAUUUCCCUUUCCCUGCCAGUAGUGGAAGAUGUACUGUAUUCAUAUGAUGGAACUGUAUUCAAAUGAUGGCAUAUUUGUAUUUAUUAUGGAUCCCCAUUAGUUCCUGCCAAGGCAGCAACUCAUAUUCCUGGGGUCCAGCAAGAUUAAGGCAGUUAUACCAUUUUAUAAACAUUACAUUUCACAACGCAUUAAGUUGUGUGCCCUCAGGUCACUACUCUACUACCACAUAUCUGCAACACAAAAUCCAUGUGUACGUGUGUGUAUGCAUGUGUCUGUGCCUAUGUUUGUGUUGCUUCAGUCCUCGCUGUUCCAUAAGGUGUAUUUUUAUCUGUUUUUCAAAUCUAAUUUUGUUACUUGACAUGGAAUAGAGUUUCAUGUAGUCAUGGCUCUAUUACAUUUUUACAUUUUAGUCAUUUAGCAGACGCUCUUAUCCAGAGCGACUUACAGGAGCAAUUAGGGUUAAGUGCCUUGCUCAAGGGCACAUCGACAGAUUUUUCACCUUGUCGGGUCUGGGAUUAGAACCAGCGACCUUUCGGGUACUGGCACAACGCUCUUACCCACUAGGCUACCUGCCGCCUCUAAGUAGUACUGUGCGCCUGCCAUAGUCUGUUCUGGACUUGGGGAUUGUGAAGAGACCUCUGGUGGCAUGUCUUGUGGGGUAUGAUGGUAUAUGUUCCCCAUGCCCUGGUAUUAUGGUAUAUGUUCCCCAUGCCCUGGUAUUAUGGUAUAUGUUCCCCAUGCCCUGGUAUUAUGGUAUAUGAUCCCCAUGCCCUGGUAUGAUGGUAUAUGUUCCCCAUGCCCUGUUGGUAUAUUCCCCAUGCCUUGGUAUGAGUUUGUCCCCAUGCCCUGGUAUGAUGUUAUAUGAUCCCCAUGCCCUGGUAUGAUGUUAUAUGAUCCCCAUGCCCUGGUAUGAUGGUAUAUGAUCCCCAUGCCCUGGUAUGAUGGUAUAUGAUCCCCAUGCCCUGGUAUUAUGGUAUAUGAUCCCCAUGCCCUGGUAUGAUGGUAUAUGUUCCCCAUGCCCUGGUAUGAUGGUAUAUGUUCCCCAUGCCCUGGUAUUAUCGUAUAUGUUCCCCAUGCCCUGGUAUUAUGGUAUAUGUUCCCCAUGCCCUGGUAUUAUGGUAUAUGUUCCCCAUGCCCUGGUAUGAUGGUAUAUGUUCCCCAUGCCCUGGUAUGAUGGUAUAUGAUCCCCAUGCCCUGGUAUGAUGGUAUAUGUUCCCCAUGUCCUGGUAUUAUGGUAUAUGUUCCCCAUGCCCUGGUAUGAUGGUAUAUGUUCCCCAUGGCCCUGGUAUGAUGGUAUAUGGUUCCCCAUGCCCUGAUAUUAUGGUAUAUGUUCCCCAUGCCCUGAUAUUAUGGUAUAUGUUCCCCAUGCCCUGGUAUUAUGGUAUAUGUUCCCCAUGCCCUGGUAUUAUGGUAUAUGUUCCCCAUGCCCUGGUAUUAAGGUAUAUGUUCCCCAUGCCCUGGUAUUAUGGUAUAUGUUCCCCAUGCCCUGGUAUGAUGGUAUAUGAUCCCCAUGCACUGGUAUUAUGGUAUAUGUUCCCCAUGCCCUGGUAUGAUGGUAUAUGUUCCCCAUGCCCUGGUAUGAUGGUAUAUGUUCCCCAUGCCCUGGUAUGAUGGUAUAUGUUCCCCAUGCCCUGGUAUUAUGGUAUAUGUUCCCCAUGCCCUGGUAUGAUGGUAUAUGUUCCCCAUGCCCUGGUAUUAUGGUAUAUGUUCCCCAUGCCCUGGUAUGAUGGUAUAUGUUCCCCAUGCCCUGGUAUGACGGAUUUACAAUAUAUCCUGAUAGUAGCACCUGUUUGUCAUAUUAUUCCACUUUGUUAAACUAAUAAGGACAUUUGUUUUUCCGUAAUUGUUCUCUCAUCUGUUAAGCACAGCAGUGAGUCACAUUCACUUCAUCGGGUCUGACGUGGCCUUCCAAUGUGACACAUGUCCUUGUGCUGUUUCUUCCCAGAGCUCGCCCGCUGCCAGUCCAGCCUGAUUGAGCUGAGCAAGUUACUGCAGAGCCUGGAGAUCCUACAGAGGACCCAGUCAGCGCCCAAUUUCACUGACAUGCAGGUAACACACACAGCCCAGCCACGAGCUGUUCAGUCCCUUUACCGUCAAGGCAGACGGUAUCAGAGCAUAAGGUCUGAUACCAACAGGCUCAGAGACAGUUUCUAUCUACAAGCCAUCAGACUGCUGAACACUUGAACUGGACUGACCUCCUGCUCUGGUUCUCUGCACCUUAGCACUCACUCACUCACUCACUCACGCACACACCCACGCACGCACUCACUCACUCACCCACGCACUCACUCACUCACGCACACACCCACGCACGCACUCACUCACUCACCCACGCACUCACUCACUCACGCACACACCCACGCACGCACGCACGCACUCACUCACUCACUCACUCACUCACACACACACACACACAUUAAUUCAUGCUACACACACAUCACAACUGCUGCUACAAGACUCUUAUUAUGAUUGCUAAAUACUGCAAAAUUUUAAACACUUGCCCCCCAAUCCCCCCUUUCUCUGAUACAUGUCUAAAUACUGGACUAUAAAUUGUCCCUUCCUGUAUUAUACUGAUGCUAAAAUGUCUAUUCUGUUCUACUGAGACAUUUACUUUGUUCGUAUUCUUAUCUUUUACUAUUUCUUAUUGUUGUUGCAUUGUCGAGAAGGAACCUGCAAGUAAGCAUUUCGUUGGACGAUGUAUCCCAUUGUGUAUCCUGUUGGACGGUGUACACCACGUGUAUCCUGUUGGACGGUGUACACCACGUGUAUCCUGUUGGACGGUGAACACCACGUGUAUCCUGUUGGAGGGUGUACACCACGUGUAUCCUGUUGGACGGUGUACACCACGUGUAUCCUGUUGGAUGGUGUACACCACGUGUAUCCUGUUGGACGGUGUACACCACGUGUAUCCUGUUGGAGGGUGUACACCACGUGUAUCCUGUUGGACGGUGUACACCACGUGUAUCCUGUUGGAGGGUGUACACCACGUGUAUCCUGUUGGACGGUGAACACCACGUGUAUCCUGUUGGACGGUGAACACCACGUGUAUCCUGUUGGACGGUGUACACCACGUGUAUCCUGUUGGACGGUGUACACCACGUGUAUCCUGUUGGACGGUGUACACCACGUGUAUCCUGUUGGACGGUGUACACCACGUGUAUCCUGUUGGACGGUGUACACCACGUGUAUACUGUUGGACGGUGAACACCACGUGUAUCCUGUUGGACGGUGGACACCACGUGUAUCCUGUUGGACGGUGUACACCACGUGUAUCCUGUUGGACGGUGUACACCACGUGUAUCCUGUUGGACGGUGAACACCACGUGUAUCCUGUUGGACGGUGAACACCACGUGUAUCCUGUUGGACGGUGAACACCACGUGUAUCCUGUUGGAGGCUGUACACCACGUGUAUCCUGUUGGACGGUGAACACCACGUGUAUCCUGUUGGACGGUGUACACCACGUGUAUCCUGUUGGACGGUGUACACCACGUGUAUCCUGUUGGAGGGUGUACACCACGUGUAUCCUGUUGGACGGUGUACACCACGUGUAUCCUGUUGGACGGUGUACACCACGUGUAUCCUGUUGGACGGUGUACACCACGUGUAUCCUGUUGGAGGGUGUACACCACGUGUAUCCUGUUGGAUGGUGUACACCACGUGUAUCCUGUUGGACGGUGUACACCACGUGUAUCCUGUUGGAUGGUGUACACCACGUGUAUCCUGUUGGAGGGUGUACACCACGUGUAUCCUGUUGGAGGGUGUACACCACGUGUAUCCUGUUGGAGGGUGUACACCACGUGUAUCCUGUUGGAGGGUGUACACCACGUGUAUCCUAUACAUACGACUAAUAAAACUUGAAACUUGAAACAAACCCACAGAAGGAGUAGGGAGUUUAAUCACAGCAGUCUGAGUGGUUAGUCUUGCUCUUUCCUGAGGGAGGGGAGGGGCUGAUUCCUUGUUGCCCAGGCGAUGAUGGGAGGUGUGUCUGGACCUCAUGGUCAGGCUGUGUGAGGCCCAAUCCAUUUUCAACACAGCCACCAUCUCUGUCACUGUACAUCAACACACUCAAAUACUCACAUUAUUCAUUGUUGCUUUUGUCGCUUUCCAAUCGAUGUAUAACAAAUUGCAUUUGAUUAAGAUCAUUCAACAGACUUUGAAUGUUUUGACAUUUGCUUUGAAUCGUAACAUUUCUUUAAUAUAAAGUCAUAUAUUUUUUUUAUUCAAUUGUGUGGAGAUGAUACCAUCCUCCAUUUCAUAGCUAACGAUGUGUGUGUGUGUGUGUGUGUGUGUGUGUGUGUGUGUGUGUGUGCGUGUGUGCGUGUGUGCGUGUGUGCGUGUGUGCGUGUGUGCGUGUGUGCGUGUGUGCGUGUGUGCGCGUGCGCGCGUGUGUGCGCGUGUGUGUGCGUGUGUGUGUGUGAGAACUGUCAUUGCUGCUUUGCAUGUCCUAUUAACCACCUCUCAUAUUCUCAUCCGUGUUUGUUAUGAAGACCAAUUGUGUAGCCAUGUCAAAGAAAGACAAGCGCAUGAACAGGAGAUGGAGAACAAAAAGUGUCUGCAAAGAUUCAAAAUGGCAGCUUCAGCUUCAGGUACCUCUUAUUUCUUAGAUUUCCAGUCUCUCUCUCUCACACAUAGUUACAGGGCAUUCGGAAAGUACUCACACCCCAUGACCUUUUUCAACAUUUUGUUACGUUACAGCCUUAUUCUAAAAUGUAUUUAAAUAAAUAAAAAUCCUCAUCAAUCUACACACAAUACCCCAUAAUGACAAAAGCGAAAACAGGUUUUUAGAAAUUUUAGCAAAUUUACAGUAUUACAAAUAAAAAACAGAAAUACCUUAUUUACAUAAGUAUUCAGCCCCUUUGCUAUGAGACUCGAAAUUGAGCUCAGAAGGCUUUACAAGGCGUAUCGGGACAGGCAGUUGUUCUUGGAUGAGCUGAUUUCUCCUACGGGGUUGUUCGGCUCGGCCCUGGAGUCUAUGCAGUCUCUUUUUGAGGAGAAGAAGAAGAAGCAGUAGGUGGCGCUGUGCGUCUUCCUUCCUCGGGGGACCUUCGCUGCUGCGGCGGCAUUGUCUUCUAGAGGGUCUGCAGACAGAGGCCCCGGCUUCCGGGUCCAACCCCAAGUCUGUUCCUGCUUUGUCUUGUUCCACAAGAGCAGCACCAGUCCGCUUGGCACAGGCGCCGUUUUACUCCCAAGGGUGAAGUGAAUGCUGGUCCCUCUGCGUAGCUGGGGAGGCAGCAGCACCCGCGCACCUAGCACGAUGAGAAGGGUGGCGGCACUGGCUGGGGUCCCCCCUUGACCCCCUCCCCAGAUGUUCGCUGUGACAACAGUACCCCUUAGUGGCACGGACAAUCGCCACUGGUAGCAACAACAAAAAAACAAACCCAGAGUGGACCAGGCUUCAGGCAAACGUCUGCACUUAACCAUAUUGUUUCUACCCCAAGUUCCACCCCUUACGGGAGUCAAGAGUGUUGUACUCCACAUGUGAGCUUAAUGAAAAGAGUUGAGUUAUAUCCCUCAAGCUGAUGAUGACAGAUGUAUGGUGGUUGGGGGUGCGCUGUGCGAGGUCAUCUCAAUUCGGGGGGUUGUGGACAGUGUUGCAGAGGGUGUACGUAGCGCUCAGGUGUUUUCUUGUUGACAGUUCAGCUGGUGAGGCCCGACAACAGGACAGUGGUGGCGUACAUCAACAGGACAGUGGUGGCGUACAUCAACAGGACAGUGGUGGCGUACAUCAACAGGACAGUGGUAGCGUACAUCAACAGGACAGUGGUGGCGUACAUCAACAGGACAGUGGUGGCGUACAUCAACAGGACAGUGGUGGCGUACAUCAACAGGACAGCGGUGGCGUACAUCAACAGGCAGGGAGGGGUGCGGUCUCGAACCCUCUUAUCCUUGUGUCGCUCCCUACUGCUGUGGAGCAGUGGGCACUUUCCCUCGCUCCAGGUGACGCUAUCCGCUAUCCGAGGGGGGCCCCCGCUCUCGGGAGUGGAGGCUGGACCCCUGGGUAGUCUCCUAGAGAUGGGAAGUGUUAAGCAGGGCUGAUGUAGAUCUUUACGCAUCGCGAGAAAAUUGGCUGUUUUUCUAGAUAAGGGACAUGGGUGCUCUUUUGGAAAUGGAUGCUCUCACGCACCAGUGGCCUUUGACCCUCCUUUACGCGUUUCCCCCUGUGGAUUUGAUUCAGCCCACACUGUAGACGAUGCGUCGGGAGGGCUUGCCCUUGAUCCUUGUGGCUCCCUGUUGGCCCAAACGACCUUGGUUCAUGGGGAUCAUCCUUUUAGGCGGGGACCCGUGGCAACUCCCAUUGCGCAGGGACCUGUUGUCCCAGGUGCACGGGCAGGUCUGGCGGGACCGGAGAUUUGGAAUUUGUGGGCUUGGCCCCUGAAGGGUCCAAUCUGAUGGCAAGGCAUUUACCUCUGAACAUUAUUGCUACUAUACAGUCUGCAAGGGCACCCUCCUGAAUGAAGUUCGCCCUUGGCAACUCUAAGGUGACGUUGCGUCCUAAUGUGACCUUUGACCCUAAAGUCAUGACGUUUUGGUUCUAAGGAGCAGCGGAGGUUGCACGCCUUGUGUCCAGUACGAGCGUUACCACCAGGGGUGUCCGUUUGUGUGACUAACUUUUUGUCUGUUUUGAUCAUCCGUCUCGUGGUAGAGCGCUUUAUAAGCAGCGUCUCUCCCAUUGGGAUUGUGGAGGCUGUUUUCUCUGGCAUAUGACAGCAAAAGGCAGGAAUUACCUGAUGGUGUAUGCGCCCACUCUACCAGGGGUCUGGCGGCCUCAUGGGCGUUGUUUAAAGGGUUGCCUGUAGGAGGUAUUGUGCUACGGCGAGUUGGGCAUCGCCACACACUUUUGUGAGGCUUUAUCGCUUGGAUGACACUGCUCCCAGUGUAGCCCACAGAGUGCUUACCGCUGGGGCAGGAGAGGGUCGUUAGGCAGCGUGCAGAUUGCGUAAUACCCGGGUACCAGAGGUUUUCCUCUCGGGUUGGACUCUGGGUGGUCUGUUGUGGGCCACCAUUUCAUUUGGUGUCCACUGGGGUCGGCUUGGGGCGUGAUUUCAUAUCCCCAAAAGGGAACGUACAGUUAUGGCUAUACCUGCUGUUCCCUGAAGGAGAAGCGAGGUACAGGACCUGUUCGGCCCCGCGCCGCCCAGUUCUGGGCUCGGUGAAGAGCGGUUCUGAACUGAAGGAAUGAAUCCGUGCCUUGAGUUUAUCCCCUGUGGAAGGCGGGGGGAGUUUCCGGUGAGGCAAGGCAUUCAUUGACCUUGUCAGGUGUGAUUCUAAUGUUCUUCAGCAGAGGGCGCUAGCAAGCAAACUCCUAAUAGCUGUGUUGUACCUCGUUUCCCUCCUUCGGGGAACAGUAGUUAUAGUCACAACUGUACGUUAUGCAAUUAUAUGUCAGGGCAGAGAACGUCUUCAGUUAUCUGCUCUCCAUGUCCUUUUGUAUAAUACAAAGCCUGAACCACACACCUUUUUGGGGCUGUACAAUACCUUCUUCUCAGGUUUACUAAAUUACCCAAUUUACUUUUAACACUCUGUAAAGCUUCAGGAGAAGGCUAAUCAUGCUUUGAAUUUCAUAUUACGUUUUUUUUUUUUAAACUCUCCCAAUUACCUAUGGCAACAGUUUAAAAGCCUUUUCCUUCAUGAUACUGAGUUCUUAUCACUACGGGUGUUCUGGUAGAUUAGGUAGCCCAGAACCAACCGUUUCCUCACCAGGAAGCCCAGAACCAACUGUUUCCUCACCAGGAAGCCCAGAACCAACUGUUUCCUCACCAGGAAGCCCAGAACCAACUGUUUCCUCACCAGGAAGCCCAGAACCAACUGUUUCCUCACCAGGAAGCCCAGAACCAACUGUUUCCUCACUAGCGGCCCUCUGGUAUACAUAUGCAGUGUUGUUAAUGAAUGAGUGAGUCAUCAGCCCAGGAGAAACAAGGGGAAGGAUUUUUUCUUUGUUUUUUUUAAAGCAAAUGAAGUGAACUUAAAAAUAACUUUGGUUGGAACGAAGCCUCAGAUUCAUCUGUGCUUUGCUGUCCCAUAUGACUUGUCAGACUUGGUGUGAUUCAAACACAGAGUGAGUAUCUGUCUAUUAUUGACUAUGUGUGUAUGCAGAAGAGACCGCAGAAGGGUCUUAUGGAGCCACAACUUGAGCUCCAUCUGUAGACCACAUUACUACAUUCCCAAGUCUCCAAGUGGUACUGACAGUCCUCUCCUCCCUCUCCUCCUCUCCUCCUCUCCUUCUUCUCCUCUCCUCGCUCUCCUCCUCCACUCUUCUCCUCUCUCCCCUCCUCCCCUCCCUCUUCUCCUCUCAGGUCCCCUCUCUCCCUGUGAGUGCCAGCAUGUCUCCCACGCACCUCCGCUCCUCCAACCCCAACCUGUGCGCUGAGCUGGUGGACUUCCAGACCCCUGUCUCUCGCCUGGUUCCUGACAACAUGGAGUGUGGCGGUGACUACAUCAAACUACAGGAGGACUUCUGCCUCCUCGCUCAGAAAGGUACACACACACACAUACACAGUCUGUUGCACUGAUGGAAAGGUCAUGUUAACUACACUGGAAUACAUUCCACACCAACCAACACAUUUAUUUACACUUCGCGUCCAGGGCCAGAUUAAGGAAUCAAAGGCCCUGGGGCUUUAUUAUUUUUUGGGAGCCCUCCUCCCCCCACCCCGGCACACCCUCCUGGCACACUCUAAUUUUCUGUAAACAAAUCGGCGCACAAAGAUGCAAUUUGUUAACUUCAGUAGCGGUGCAUGGGUAAAUUUACUAGGGGGGAAAGCCAACCAGACCAGUUGAGAUAAUGGUUUGGUCUAACUCCCGUUAGAAAUGCAUUCAUAGGCUACGCCUCUGUGAAAUACGGCCAAUAAGCCAUGCUUCAUUCCACAGACAAAGUUCCAAGAAAAGAGAAACACUGCUCUUGCUCGUACCACUUGUUUUAUAAAGCCCAGAAUGUCACUUUGCGCACCCCGCAACAGUCAGCAAGGUUGUUUGGGGAAAAGAUAUGUUCUCUUUCAUUCUGUCUCAUUACAGUAUAUGCCUGUUCUUACUAUAACAUAUUAAAUACACUGCUCAAAAAAAUAAAGGGAACACUUAAACAACACAAUGUAACUCCAAGUCAAUCACACUUCUGUGAAAUCAAACUGUCCACUUAGGAAGCAACACUGAUUGACAAUAAAUGUCACAUGCUGUUGUGCAAAUGGAAUAGACAACAGGUGGAAAUUAUAGGCAAUUAGCAAGACACCCCCAAUAAAGGACUGGUUUGCAGGUGGUGACCACAGAGCACUUCUCAGUUCCUAUGCUUCCUGGCUGAUGUUUUGGUCACUUUUGAAUGCUGGCGGUGCUUUCACUCUAGUGGUAGCAUGAGACGGAGUCUACAACCCACACAAGUGGCUCAGGUAGUGCAGCUCAUCCAGGAUGGCACAUCAAUGCGAGCUGUGGCAAGAAGGUUUGCUGUGUCUGUCAGCGUAGUGUCCAGAGCAUGGAGGCGCUACAAGGAGACAGGCCAGUACAUCAGGAGACAUGGAGGAGGCCGUAGGAGGGCAACAACCCAGCAGCAGGACUGCUACCUCCGCCUUUGUGCAAGGAGGAGCAGGAGGAGCACUGCCAGAACCCUGCAAAAUGACCUCCAGUAGGCCACAAAUGUGCAUGUGUCUGCUCAAACGGUCAGAAACAGACUCCAUGAGGGUGGUAUGAGGGCCCGACGUCCACAGGUGGGGGUUGUGCUUACAGCCCAACACCGUGCAGGACGUUUGGCAUUUGCCAGAGAACACCAAGAUUGGCAAAUUCGCCACUGGCGCCCUGUGCUCUUCACAGAUGAAAGCAGGUUCACACUGAGCACGUGACAGACGUGACAGAGUCUGGAGACGCCGUGGAGAACGUUCUGCUGCCUGCAACAUCCUCCAGCAUGACCGGUUUGGCGGUGGGUCAGUCAUGGUGUGGGGUGGCAUUUCUUUAGGGGGCCGCACAGCCCUCCAUGUGCUCGCCAGAGGUAGCCUGACUGCCAUUAGGUACCGAGAUGAGAUCCUCAGACCCCUUGUGAGACCAUAUGCUGGUGCGGUUGGCCCUGGGUUCCUCCUAAUGCAAGACAAUGCUAGACCUCAUGUGGCUGGAGUGUGUCAGCAGUUCCUGCAAGAGGAAGGCAUUGAUGCUAUGGACUGGCCUGCCCGUUCCCCAGACCUGAAUCCAAUUGAGCACAUCUGGGACAUCAUGUCUCGCUCCAUCCACCAACGCCACAUUGCACCACAGACUGUCCAGGAGUUGGCGGAUGCUUUAGUCCAGGUCUGGGAGGAGAUCCCUCAGGAGACCAUCCGCCACCUCAUCAGGAGCAUGCCCAGGCGUUGUAGGGAGGUUAUACAGGCACGUGGAGGCCACACACACUACUGAGCCUAAUUUUGACUUGUUUUAAGGACAUUACAUCAAAGUUGGAUCAGCCUGUAGUGUGGUUUUCCACUUUAAUUUUGAGGGUGACUCCAAAUCCAGACCUCCAUGGGUUGAUAAAUUUGAUUUCCAUUGAUCAUUUUUGUGUGAUUUUGUUGUCAGCACAUUCAACUAUGUAAAGAAAAAAGUAUUUAAUAAGAUUAUUUCAUUCAUUCAGAUCUAGGAUGUGUUAUUUUAGUGUUCCCUUAAUUUUUUUGAGCAGUGUAUAUGUGGUGUUGGCCCAGGAUUAUUGGCGUGUGUCUUCUCUAAAUAAACAAAUGAAAUGGGGCCUAGGUUACAACACACAGUAAAUCAGAACAGUUAUGUUUGUGUUUCAUAAUCAUCACAGUUAAAACCGGAGAUCUAUCCGGUAAAGUCCACAAAGCAUAAAUGUAGAAGUAUGUGGACACCCCUUCAAAUUAGUGGAUUUUGCUAUUUCAGCCACAACCAUUGCUGACAGUUGUAUAAAAUUGAGUACACAGCCAUGCAAUCUCCAUAGACAAACAUUGGCAGUAGAAUGGCCUUAAUGAAGAGCUCAGUGACUUUCAACGUGGCACCGUCAUAGGAUGCCACCUUUCCAACAAGUCAGUUCGUAAAAUGUCUGCCCUGCUAGAGCUUCCCCGAUCAACUGUAAGUGCUGUUAUUGUGAAGGGGAAACGUCUAGGAGCAACAAUGGCUCAGCCGCAAAGUGGUAGGCCACACAAGCUCACAGAGCAGGACCGCCGAGUGCUGAAGCGCGUAGUGGGUAAAACUCGUCUGUCCUCGGUUCCAACACUCACUACCGAGUUCCAAACUGCCUCUGGAAGCAACGUCAGCACAAUAACUGUUCAUCGGGAGCUUCAUGAAAUGGGUUUCCAUGGCCGAGGAGCCGCACACAAGCCUAAGAGCACCAUGCGCAAUGCCAAGCGUCGACUGGAGUGGUGUAAAGCUCGCCGUCAUUGGACUCUGGCAUGAUGAAUCACGCUUCACCAUCUGGCAGUCCGGCGGACGAAAUUGGGUUUGGCGGAUGCCAGGAGAACGCUACCUGCACGAAUGCAUAGUGCCAACUGUAAAGUUUGGUGGAGGAUGAAUAAUGGUCUGGGGCUGUUUUUCAUGGUUUGGGCUAGGCCCCCUAAGUUCCAGUGAAGGGAAAUCUUAACACUACAGCAUAAAAUGACAUUCUAGACGAUUCUGUCCUUCCAACUUUGUGGUAACAGUUUGGGGCAGGCUCUUUCCUGUUUCAGCAUGACAAUGCCCCUGUGCACAAAGCGAGGUCCAUACAGAAAUGGUUUGUCGAGAUCGGUGUGGAAGAACAUGACUGGCCUGCACAGAGCCCUGACCUCAACCCCAUCGAACACCUUUGGGAUGAAUUGGAACGCCGACUGCGAGCCAGGCCUAAUCGCCCAACAUCAGUGCCCGACCUCACUAAUGCUCUUUUGACUGAAGCAAGUCCCCGCAUCAAUGUUCCAACAUCUAGUGGAAAGCCUUCCCAGAAAGAGUGGAGGCUGUUAUAGCAGCAAAGGGGGGGGGACCAACUCCAUAAUAAUGCCCAUGGUUUUGGAAUGAGAUGUUCGACGAGCAGGUGUCCACAUCCUGUUGGUCAUGUAGUGUAUAACAAACAGUUGCGUGACCUAGGCUAGACCACAUGGUCACACUACUGAUUCAGGACCACGGACAGUUACCAUACGCACAGUGAUUCAGGACCACGGGCAGUUACAUACACACAGUGAUCAGACACGACAGUUACCAUACGCACAGUGAUUCAGACCAGGGACAGUACCAUACCCAGUGAUAGACGGGGCAGUUACCAUACGCACAGUGUCAGGCAGGGCGUACCAUACCACAGUGAUCAGGACCCAGGCAGUUACCUAAACAGUGUGGACACGGACAGUACAUCGCACAGGUGAUUCAGGACACGACAGUUGCCAUAGACAGUGAUAGACAGACAGUUCCUAGCACGUGAUCAGACAGGGCAGUACCACAUGGUCACAUAUGAUUCAGGACCACGGGCAGUUACCAUACGCACAGUGAUUCAGGACCACGGGCAGUUACCAUACGCACAGUGAUUCAGGACCACGGGCAGUUACCAUACGCACAGUGAUUCAGGACCACGGACAGUUACCAUACGCACAGUGAUUCAGGACCACGGGCAGUUACCAUACGCACAGUGAUUCAGGACCAGGACAGUUACCAUACGCACAGUGAUUCAGGACCACGGACAGUUACCAUACGCACAGUGAUUCAGGACCACGGCAGUUACCAUACGCACAGUGAUUCAGGACCACGGACAGUUACCAUACGCACAGUGAUUCAGGACCACGGACAGUUACCAUACGCACAGUGAUUCAGGACCACGGACAGUUACCAUACGCACAGUGAUUCAGGACCACGGGCAGUUACCAUACGCACAGUGAUUCAGGACCACGGGACAGUUACCAUACGCACAGUGAUUCAGGACCACGGACAGUUUACCAUACGCACAGUGAUUCAGGACCACGGACAGUUACCAUACGCACAGUGAUUCAGGACCACGGACAGUUACCAUACGCACAGUGAUUCAGGACCACGGACAGUUACCAUACGCACAGUGAUUCAGGACCACGGACAGUUACCAUACGCACAGUGAUUCAGGACCACGGACAGUUACCAUACGCACAGUGAUUCAGGACCACGGACAGUUACCAUACGCACAGUGAUUCAGGACCACGGACAGUUACCAUACGCACAGUGAUUCAGGACCACGGACAGUUACCAUACGCACAGUGAUUCAGGACCACGGACAGUUACCAUACGCACAGUGAUUCAGGACCAUGGACAGUUACCAUACGCACAGUGAUUCAGGCCCACGGACAGUUACCAUACGCACAGUGAUUCAGGCCCACGGACAGUUACCAUACGCACAGUGAUUCAGGACCACGGACAGUUACCAUACGCACAGCCAUCACAAAGAAAACAAGAGCGCAGGCCUACACGGCCUCAGCCAUUUCAGCUGGCCUCCCCAGCCGUCUCCAGCGGACAAGCAUUAGGUCUUAUGCAGUGCAUUCAUUUAUUACAAAAAGUGUCAUCAUGGCUUACCUUAAAAUGAUUUCUUCCUCAUUUUUCCGAGCAGCAAAAUCUGCAACAAUGUCCUUGAAAUCAAGUGCAAGAGCCAUAAGUCAAAUAGUUCAGUUUUUCCUGUCCCAUCGUUGAUCUCUUUUUGAUAAGAGCCAUCUUUGAAAAGGGACACUCCCCUGAACCUUUGGUAACAGGUAAAGUCUAGAAUAUUCACAAGGCAAUGUCAACAUUGGGAAACACUGCUUGUACAUUCCUCUGACUCCGCAUGUGAAGCAAUGCCCUGGCAGAUGUGUUUUUCUCACUUUUGAUACAUUCUUUAAACUGGACGACAUCAUCUGAAAAGAUCAGGUCAGAUUGAUAUUUCCUCUGAAGGUUGAGUGCAGCUCGGCAAUAAGUGUGUCACAACAGUGAACACACCGACGGCAAAUUUCUGCUGACCUGUCAUCAAUAAACAACAGUCAGGCUCUGCCUCUGACGACUCAUCGCCGUGUUUUUUUCGUAUUCUCUGUCGUUGUGUGUCAGGUUUGUAAAGCGUUGAAACGCGUGGUGAUGUCCUUUCCUUUUGCCUCACAGCUCAUACUGAUCCCGGAGCCACAAAGUCUCUGAGGCCACCCAACGAACAGCGUUAGACAGCUCCAGUUGGACUGCCUGAAGUGCAGUGCUUGUCUUCUGAAAAACUUUGGAGUAUUGUGUUCCACAAGUUACAGAGAAAAUAAAUCUCAAGUUUAUCCAUUUGGGUAUAUAGAGUUAGUCUUGAUACUCGUUGUCAGAGUUUGAUCUUCUAGAAGAGACUGACUAACAUCGGCAUAAUUGAGGAAUAAUGCUUUUCUGUCUUGUGCAUGGCCAGACCACCUCGUACGGAAAGAGAUUUGAGGGUUUCAAUUUUGCUGUUUUCAUUUGGUUGUGAACUGGAUGUAACAAUCUGCCAUCGCCAAGUGGAUUUGGAGCAAAAGUUAAAUACUGACUGCACAAACGUGAAAAACUCAACUGUCUUAAGGCAGCAGUUCACAGUACUUUCCCCAACCAAAUUCAAAGUAAUUGCAGCACAAGGCGUCCACUCUACCAAUGGGUUAAUCUCUCAUAUGCGCGAUUGCAGCUCUUUGUAAAUCCCAGACAUGUUGCUGGCCGUUAUCAUAACAUUGACCUCUACAGUUUUCAAUACUAAUGUCCAUCUCCCGUAAUACGUCCAGAACUGAGUAGCAAAGUGAUUAUCAUGUGUGACUGGUUAUAGGAAGGACAUUUAUGAAACGCUCCUGGACUCAACCAUCAGGUGAGACAUAUCUCAUUAUAAAAGUCAGCUGAUCAACGUGGGAAACAUCUGGGGUGGUCAAUAUUUACUUAUUUUAAGUUCCGAUAUUAUUUUCUGAGAGUAUCCUCUCUCCCAUCAACUGCACAAAGUCGUUACAAAUGGUAGAUGAAAGAUAAGAUGGGUUUCUCCUUCCUGCAUUCCCAUUAUCUUGCAAUGUGUUCACAUAGAAAUUGAUCAAAUUGACUGACAACUUCAAGUAUACCCAAAUAAUUGCCAUUUGAGAUGGAACCAAAUAUUCAGUUGACUCCCCUAAAAGCUGAUCCACGCUCUGCCAAAAAUGUUAUAACAGUCACCACCCUUUUGAAGGAUAUCAGUCCAAUACUGGCACUCGGUCUCAAAUUGUUAUUUUAACCCAGAGUCAAUUUGUCCGUUUUUCUGCAGUCCUUGAGAUCCAUGUCAGCAUGCAUUUGCGAUGGGCCUUCUUGAUCCUUCACGUUCGGUUAUGCUCACAUUUGCAUGUUUUCAAUCAUUGAAUCUAGUACAAGUCGCACAUUUUGACAUGUUAUUAUCAUUCUCCCCGAACAACCGACACACAAAACCAAAUACAGCCCCUUUUGAAGGAGAGUAAAGGAGCCACAGGACACAGACGCGAUUGAAAAAGCUUUUUUCGAAAAGGCUCGCUUUUGAUGUUUGUAUUGUUUUUCAGAGGCUUCAGCCCCGGUGAGAUCCUGCAUCAAUCCGGCCCCGUUCACGUCCCUUUACCCUGUCCAUACCCUACAAGUAUAGGGAAACCAUUAGUAAGAGUUGUAAGUAACCAGAGGGUGUGUUUAAAGUGAUUUCUGGUUGCUGUCUUUUGCAGUCCACUCUCUGUUGAAGUCUGCGUUCAACACGGUUGCCAUGGAGAAGGAGAAGAUCAAAACAGUUCUGUCAGACCAGGAGCAGUCUGCCCAGAUCAUCACCCUCAGGAAGUCUCUGUCACAGGUGAGACCGGCAGGUGUUCAUUAAGGAUUCUCCUACUACAGUACCCAUAAUCCCCCUGCACUGGGAACAGUCAUUCUAAAUGGUUAAUAGUGUUGUUUUUGUCAGAACACACUACACCACCUUAAAUAUUCCAUGCAGUACUUGAAACAUGAAAUGUACUGGCUGGAGAGAUGAGGGGUUUCAAUGGAAUGGUAUGAAUUUCAUCACUGCUUGAGUUUGAUUUAAUUUCAUAUAGUCACACAGUGAGACUAAGGUAAUGACCCAUCAGUGAAAACAUUGCUGACUCAUAGCAGUCACUUUCAUCACUAUCUGAUGAGAGAUGGGAAAGAAGACCGCUUAGUUAACAAGCCGCGCUUAUGUUUUUUCAACGUAAUUGGAAUUGGGGGGGGGGAGGGGGGUACAGUCAUGGUAUGUAGUGGGGGGGGGGCUACAGUCAUAUAAUAUAAUAUCAUAUGCCAUUUAGCAGACGCUUUUAUCCAAAGCGACUUACAGUCAUGUGUGCAUAAAUUUUUACGUAUGGGUGGUCCCGGGGAUCGAACCAUACCUGGCGUUACAAGCGCCAUGCUUACCAUUGAGCUACAGAGGACAUGAUAUGUAGUGGGGGGGGGGGGCUACAUCAUAUGUAAUGGGGGGGCUUAACACAUCAGUAUGUAAUGGGGGGGCUACAAUCAUAUGUAAUGGGGGGGCUACAGUCAUGGUAUGUAGUGGGGGGGGCAUGAAUCAGUCAUGGUAUGUAGUGGGGGGGGCAUGUGAACUACAGUCAUGGUAUGUAGUGGGGGGGGGGCAUGUGAAACUACAGUCAUGGUAUGUAGUGGGGGGGGGCAUGUGAACUACAGUCAUGGUAUGUAGUGGGGGGGGCAUGUGAACUACAGUCAUGGUAUGUAGUGGGGGGGGGGGGGGGGCAUGUGAACUACAGUCAUGGUAUGUAGUGGGGGGGGGCAUGUGAACUACAGUCAUGGUAUGUAGUGGGGGGGGGCAUGUGAACUACAGUCAUGGUAUGUAGUGGGGGGGGGGCAUGUGAACUACAGUCAUGGUAUGUAGUGGGGGGGGGCCAUGUGAACUACAGUCAUGGUAUGUAGCUGGGGGGGGGCAUGUGAACUACAGUCAUGGUAUGUAGCUGGGGGGGGGCAUUCUUGAAACUACAGUCAUGGCUAUGUAGUGGGGGGGGCAUGUGAACUACAGUCAUCGUUUAUGUAGUGGGGGGGCAUGUGAAACUACAGUUCAUGGUUAUGUAGUGGGGGGGGGGCAUGUGAACUACAGUUCAUGGUCUGUAGUGGGGGGGUGGGGGCAUGGCUGAACAUACAGUGCAUGGUAUGUAGUGGGGGGGGGGCAUGUGGCUGGCAUUGAACUACCGUCAUGGUAUUAGUGGGGGGGGCCAUGGGCAACUACAGUCAUGGUAUGUAGUGGGGGGGGGGGGCAGGGGGGGCCAUUCGUGAACAUACAGUCAUGGUAUGGAGUGGGGGGGGGGCAUGUGAGCUUUACAGUCAUGGUAUGUUUAGUGGGGGGGGGGGGGGGGCAACAUGUGAACUACAGUCAUGGUAUGUAGUUGGGGGGGGGGGCCUGUGAACUACAUUAGUCAUGACGUAUGGUAGUGGGGGGGGCAUGUGACCUACAGUUCAUGGUAUGUAGUGGGGGGGGGGCAUGUGAACUACAGUCAUGGUAUGUAGUGGGGGGGGCAUGUGAACUACAGUCAUGGUAUGUAGUGGGGGGGGGGCAUGUGAACUACAGUCAUGGUAUGUAGUGGGGGGGGGCAUGUGAACUACAGUCAUGGUAUGUAGUGGGGGGGCAUGUGACUACAGUCAUGGUAUGUAGUGGGGGGGGCAUGUGAACUACAGUCAUGGUAUGUAGUGGGGGGGAUGUGACUACAGUCAUGGUAUGUAGUGUGGGGGGGUAUGUGACUACAGUCAUGGUAUGUAGUGGGGGGGCAUGUGAACUACAGUCAUGGUAUGUUAGUGGGGGGGGGGCAUGUGAACUACAGUCAUGGUAGUUGGGGGGGGCAGUGACUACAGUCAUGGUAUGUAGUGGGGGCCGUAGGGGCAUGUGAGUACAGUCAUGGUAUGUAGUGGGGGGGCAGCUGAAGUACAGUCCAUGGUAUGUAAGUGGGGGGCAUGUGAACUACAGUCAUGGUAUUAGUGGGGGGGAUGUGAACUACAGUCAUGGUAUGUAGGGGUGGGGGGCAUGUGAACUACAGUCAUGGUCAUGUAGUUGGGGGGGGCAUGUGAACUACAGUCAUGGUAUGUAGUGGGGGGGGGGCAUGUGAACUACAUGUCAUGGUAAUGUAGUGGGGGGGGAGGCAUGUGACUACAGUCAUGGUAUGUAGUGGGGGGUCGCAUGUAUUGGCACAGUCAUGGUAUGUAGUGGUCAUGUGAACAAGUCAUGUUUAUGUAGGGAGGGGGGAGCUGAACACAGCAUGGUAGAUCCAGUUGUAGCACAGUCAUGUAUUAGUGGGGUCAUGGUUCUAGUGGGAGGCAUUUAGCUAUCAUUCAUGGAUGAUCAGUGGGGGAUGUAGCUCAGUCAUGGCCAUGUAGUGAGCUUACAUCAGGUAGAGUGGAGGCGGCUACAGUCAUGGUAUCGUAUGUGGGAGGCACAGUCAGAUGUAAUGGUACAGUAAUGUAUGUAUGGUUGCUACUUGUAUUCUACAGAGAGGAUUGUCGUGAUGUCAACAUGCCCUUUACUGCAGCUAAAGUUGGUCAGGUAGCUGCUAAGCUCUUCUCAGGGUCCUGUUAGGGGACUGUUACAGUACAGACCAGUACAGACCAGUUCAGGCCAGUACAGACCAGUACAGACCAGUACAGGCCAGUACAGACCAGUACAGGCCAGUACAGACCAGUACAGACCAGUACAGACCAGUACUGUACCAGUGUAAUUUGUCUUUCUAUAGAGGACAUUUUAGGCUACUUCAUCUCAUUAUCACAGAAUAAGUCCAUUCAUUGUGCCAGUAGCAUAUAUACAGUAAAAGGAAGCCUCAGAUGUUCUGUGUAAAUGAAUGGAGAGCUGCACAACAUAGAUCCAGUUGUACCGCUCAUCUGUUUAGUUCUCUCUUCCAUUCUGCACCCUUCUCCUCCAGCUGAUUGAUUAGUGAUUGAUCAGUAUUUCUCCUCAUUUCAGGCCCUGUCCCAAAACGCUGAGCUUAAAACCAGACUGGGCCGCAUCCACUCUGAGUCGGUCCCGUCUGAACAAACAGUCAGUGUGAACAUCAUCCCCAGUCCUGAUGAGGUUAGCUACGUCUUCUACUGGAUCAAGGCGUUGUUUUGUUGUGAUUGUCCCUGACUUGCAGGGAACUUGCCAUUGCAGUGCUGAGUGUGCUUAUUGCAGCCGGCUGGUAGCUGCCAGGUGAGGUCAGGGAAAAACAGUGUCCCCUCUGUGGUGCUACGCAUGCUGUUGUAGAGCUGGCCACGUAGCUUUAGUUAACUGGAAAACAUUGUAUUCUCUGCUUUUACUGCAUUUACCAAUUAGAGUAUUGAUUCCUGUCCUUAAAUAAGGAUGGCGCUUCCAGUAUAUCUUGGCAGGUGAGCUCACUGGUCAUUAAGGUAUGCUGACCCUGACGUCAAGGUCAGUGGAACAACAAUGUGAUCCUACCAGGAUAUAUGAAGGAUGAAGAUGGAACAACAAUGUGAUCCUACCAGGAUAUAUGAAGGAUAAAGUCUCCACUUUGACACAGUGCAGUUCUAUGUCGUCUCACCUCCUAAAGUCACUAGUAAAAGACGUUGUACUGAUUGGUGUUUCUCUGUUUCCUUACAGGGUGGGGAGCAGAGGGGAAUCCCUCUGACUCAACAGACGUCCAAUGAGAGCAGGCUGUCUAUGUCAGAGUCUGUGUCUGAGUUCUUCGACGCCCAGGAAGUGCUGCUGUCUGCCAGCUCGUCAGAGAACGAGGUGAGAGAGGGCUGGGGGAGGGGGGUGCUCGGUUGCUCGGUUGUCGAAGUGCUCGGAGCUCAGAUAAAGCACGGCCGAGUGGCGCUGGAGUUAGUCAGCCAUUAAUAAAAAGGAGUGUGAGGGAGAGAGAUAACACGCAACAGAAACUCAGACGAAGUCUGACCAACUAGAGGGGAGGGGAGGGGCUCUCCAGUCUAUAAUGCUGCUGUCCAAUGUCUCAUGCCAUUGUCCCCUAUGAUUUCCCACCAACUCCAGGUUUUCAAUGGUACGCCCUUCUUUAUGGAUUUGACAUGGUUCAUCCUCCAGACUGAUGGUUUGUCCGUUCCUAAGCCACAGAUGGCUUUUCUCACACACUGCCAUGACAGGCUCAAUGCCAUGAGUACCGAGCACCAGUCAAAAUGGCCCCAUAAGAGCCAUCACCCUUCAGGCUUGUCUGGCUGCUCCCCAGGUAUGAAAACCAAGUGCUGCUAGCUGGAGUCCUGCUGAAGGAUUACUCACCAAGGAUGUCCAUCACCAGUCUAGGGCCAAAUCCUCUGCCUCAGGUGCCAGGUCCUAUUCAAACCAGCAGAGUGCUGUUGGCCAAAAAAGGCUCUUCCUGCAGCCGACUGUACUGCAAUAGAGGCCAUUACUGCCAGCAAACACAAUCUUCUGUUCUCUGGCACCGUCAGUGAGUUCAUUGUAUGUUACUAUAUAUAAAGUGGAAAUGCUGCAGGGUCUGAAUUUGUGGUGACUGCAGAACGAGGGAGAAGAGAGCGCCAGCACUGAAGGCAGUUUACUAGCCACUGACUCAGGGGCUCUGUUGUCUUCCUCUAACCCUCUAGGCCUCAGACGAUGAGUCAUACGUCAGCGAUGUGAGCGAUAACAUUUCAGAAGACAAUGCCAGCGUGACUGAUAACGUCUCCAGACAAAGUAGGUCCUCCCUAGCUCUCCUUCCAUUACAGUGGGGGGGGGGGGGGGCUAAUGUGAUGGAGGUGGUGGUGAACCUGCUGAGGGGAUCCAGCUGACCCCCCCCCCCCCCCCCCCCCUUUCUGUGUGAUGGCCUGGUCAUUUAUCAGUGAGGCAGGGAUUGACCUUGCAGGCCUCACCGUGUGCCAAGAGCUGCACUCUGGGCUUAUGAAAGCUGUCAGUGUAAAGUGCAGGAGGGUCUCCCUCUCUUCUGCACAGGCAGACUGUCUCCUAUUCUAACCCUUCAUCCUUCGACUGUGUUUCAGUCAUGAACUACCUGUGGCUAUUAUGAGAUGCAAGGAUUAGGAUUUGACAAAGCCUUGUAGUUCAGACAGUCAUGAGUCCUGAGGAUGCUCCAUGACAGCACUGUACUUCUGGUUUCAGUGCCGAACGGAGACCUGGCUGGACGUGCCUUCCGUAACGGGCGGCGCCCGUGUCUCCCCGCCCCCUCGCCGGACUGCAGCAACAUCAACUUGUGGAACAUUCUGAGGAACAACAUAGGGAAGGACCUGUCCAAGGUGUCCAUGCCUGUGGAGCUCAACGAGCCCCUCAACACCCUGCAGCACAUGUGUGAGGAGCUGGAGUACGCUGAGCUACUAGACAGGGCUGCCGAUACGGAGGACCCCUACGAACGCAUGGUACGGCCCAAACACUCACCUAUCUACGUAUAAACGCAUGGUACGGCCCAAACACUCACCUAUCUACGUAUAAACGCAUGGUACGGCCCAAACACUCACCUCUAAUUAUGAACGCACGGUACGGCCCAAACACUCACCUCUAAUUAUGAACGCAUGGUACGGCCCAAACACUCACCUCUAAUUAUGAACGCAUGGUACGGCCCAAACACUCACCUCUAAUUAUGAACGCAUGGUACGGUCCAAACACUCACCUCUAAUUAUGAACGCAUGGUACGGCCCAAACACUCACCUCUAAUUAUGAACGCAUGGUACGGCCCAAACACUCACCUCAAAUUAUGAACGCAUGGUAUGGCCCAAACACUCACCUCUCUAAGUCAUAUAUAGCUUUAUGGUUACAGUUCAAAAAAAUAGAGAGACUCAUUAGAUGACGUUAAACCUCUUGAUAUUAGGAUGGAGGUCUCCAGCAUUAGCAACCAUAGACAUUCCCAUCACUAACCCAUUACAGCGUGACCCAAUGUCUCCCAUCACUAACCCAUUACAGCGUGACCCAGUGUCUCCCAUCACUAACCCAUUACAGCGUGACCCAGUGUCUCCCAUCACUAACCCAUUACAGCGUGACCAGUGUCUCCCAUCACUAACCCAGUACAGCGUGACCCAGUGUCUCCCAUCACUAACCCAUUACAGCGUGACCCAGUGUCUCCCAAGAGUCUCCCAUCACUAACCCAUUUACAGCGUGACCCAGUGUCUCCAUCACAACCCCAUUACAGCGUGACCCCAGCGUCUCCCAUCACUAACCCAUUACAGCGUGACCCAGUGUCUCCCAUCACUAACCCAUUACAGCGUGACCCAGUGUCUCCCAAGUGUCUCCCAUCACUAACCCAUUACAGCGUGACCCAGCGUCUCCCAUCACUAACCCAUUACAGCGUGACCCAGUGUCUCCCAUCACUAACCCAUUACAGCGUGACCCAGUGUCUCCCAUCACUAAACCCAUUACAGCGUGACCCAGUGUCUCCCCCUCACUAACCCAUUACACAGCGUGACCCAGUGUCUCCCAAGAGUCUCCCAUCACUAACCCAUUACAGCGUGACCCAGUGUCUCCCAUCACUAACCCAUUACAGCGUGACCCAGUGUCUCCCAUCACUAACCCAUUACAGCGUGACCCAGCGUCUCCUAUCACUAACCCAUUACAGCGUGACCCAGUGUCUCCCAUCACUAACCCAUUACAGCGUGACCCAGUGUCUCCCAUCACUAACCCAUUACAGCGUGACCCAGUGUCGCCCAUCACUAACCCAUUCACAAGCGUGACCCAGUGUCUCCCAUCACUAACCCAUUACAGCGUGACCCAGUGUCUCCCAUCACUAACCCAUUACCAACACCGUGACCCAGUGUCUCCCAUCACUAACCCAUUACAACAGCGUGACCCAGUGCUCCCAUCACUAACCCAUUACAAACAUGACCCAGUGUCUCCCAAGUGUCUCCCAUCACUAACCCAUUACAGCGUGACCCAGUGUCUCCCAUCACUAACCCUUACAAAGCGUGACCCAGUGUCUCCCAUCACUAACCCAUUACAGCGUGACCCAGCGUCUCCCAUCACUAACCCAUUACAGUGUGACCCAGUGUCUCCCAUCACUAACCCAUUACAGCGUGACCCAGUGUCUCCCAUCACUAACCCAUUACAGCGUGACCCAGUGUCUCCCAUCACUAACCCAUUACAGCGUGACCCAGUUUUCUCCCAUCACUAACCCAUUACAACACAGCGUGACCCAGUGUCUCCCAUCACUAACCCAUUACAGCGUGACCCAGUUCUCCCAUCACUAACCCAUUACAGUGUGACCCAGUGUCUCCCAUCACUAACCCAUUACAGCGUGACCCAGUGUCUCCCAAGUGUCUCCCAUCACUAACCCAUUACAGCGUGACCAGUGUCUCCCAUCACUAACCCAAUACAGCGUGACCCAGCGUCUCCCAUCACUAACCCAUUACAGCGUGACCCAGUGUCUCCCAAGAGUCUCCCAUCACUAACCCAUUACAGCGUGACCCAGUGUCUCCCAUCACUAACCCAUUACAGCGUGACCCAGUGUCUCCCAUCACUAACCCAUUACAGCGUGACCCAGCGUCUCCCAUCACUAACCCAUUACAGCGUGACCCAGUGUCUCCCAAGAGUCUCCCAUCACUAACCCAUUACAGGGCUGCCGAUACGGAGGACCCCUACGAACGCAUGGUACGGCCCAAACACUCACCUAUCUACGUAUAAACGCAUGGUACGGCCCAAACACUCACCUAUCUACGUAUAAACGCAUGGUACGGCCCCCCUAAUUAUGAACGCACGGUACGGCCCAAACACUCACCUCUAAUUAUGAACGCAUGGUACGGCCCAAACACUCACCUCUAAUUAUGAACGCAUGGUACGGCCCAAACACUCACCUCUAAUUAUGAACGCAUGGUACGGUCCAAACACUUCACCUCAAUUAUGAACGCAUGGUACGGCCCAAACACUCACCUCUAAUUAUGAACGCAUGGUAACGGCCCAAACACUCACCUCUAAUUAUGAACGCAUGGUAUGGCCCAAACACUCACCUCUCUAAGUCGUAUAUAGCUUUAUGGUUACAGUUCAAAAAAAUAGAGAGACUCAUUAGAUGACGUUAAACCUCUUGAUAUUAGGAUGGAGGUCUCCAGCAUUAGCACCAAUAGACAUUCCCAUCACUAAACCCAUUACUACAGCGUGACCCAAUGUCUCCCAUCACUAAACCCAUUACAAAGCGUGACCCAGUGUCUCCCAUCACUAACCCAUUACAGCGUGGACCCAGUGUCUCCCAUCACUACCCAUUACAACGUGACCCAGUGUCUCCCAUCACUAACCCAUUACAGCGUGACCAGUGUCUCCCAUCACUAACCCAGUACAGCGUGACCCAGUGUCCUCCCAUCACUAACCCAUUACAGCGUGACCCAGUGUCUCCCAAGAUCUCCCAUCACUAACCCAUUACAAGCGUGACCCAUGUCUCCCAUCACUAACCCAUUACAGCGUGACCCAGUGUCUCCCAUCACUAACCCAUUACAGCGUGACCCAGUGUCUCCCAUCACUAACCCAUUACAGCGUGACCCAGCGUCUCCCAUCACUAACCCAUUACAGCGUGACCCAGUCAUCACUAACCCAUUACAGCGUGACCCAGUGUCUCCCAUCACUAACCCAUUACCAGCGUGACCCAGUGUCUCCCAUCACUAACCCAUUACAGCGUGACCCAGUGUCUCCCAUCACUAACCCAGUACAGCGUGACCCAGUGUCUCCCAUCACUAACCCAUUACAGCGUGACCCAGUGUCUCCCAUCACUAACCCAUUACAUCAGCGUGACCCAGUGUCUCCCAUCACUAACCCAUUACAAAGCGUGACCCAGUGUCUCCCAUCACUAACCCAUUACAGCGUGACCCAGUGUCUCCCAUCACUAACCCAUUACAGCGUGACCCAGUGUCUCCCAUCACUAACCCAUUACAGCGUGACCCAGUGUCUCCCAUCACUAACCCAUUACAGCGUGACCCAGUGUCUCCCAGUGUCUCCAUCACUAACCCAUUACAGCUGACCCAGUGUCUCCCAGUUCUCCCAUCACUAACCCAUUACAACAAGCGUGACCCAGUGUCUCCCAUCACUAACCCAUUACAGCGUGACCCAGCGUCUCCCAUCACUAACCCAUUACAAGCGUGACCCAGUGUCUCCCAUCACUAACCAUCAUUACAAGACGUGACCCAGUGUCUCCCAUCACUAACCCAUUACAGCGUGACCCAGUGUCUCCCAUCACUAACCCAUUACACCGUGACCCAGUGUCUCCCAUCACUAACCCAUUACAGCGUGACCCAGAGUCUCCAUCACUAACCCAUUACAGCGUGACCCAGUGUCUCCAUCACUAACCAGUACAGCGUGACCCAGCGUCUCCCAUCACUAACCCAUUACAGCGUGACCCAGUGUCUCCCAUCACUAACCCAUUACAGCGUGACCCAGCGUCUCCCAUCACUAACCCAGUACAGCGUGACCCAGUCCCUGGUACUGAGAGACAUGUUAGAUCGUCUAUAUCUGUGCACUGCUGUGGCAUUGACAGUGACAAGCCCAAAGUAAACAUUCUGAAGGACAGACCUGGCCUUCCAGAGACAAAGGCCAGAAAUAUGCUCCGAUGCAGCUGCCGACCUUGUUCAAUCUCCCAUCUGUUGUUCUACUGGCUUUGUGAUCAUAACAGGACAGUGUGUGAAUACUCAUGUUUUACUUGUUAGAUAAAAGACUAUGACGUUUCGUACUGGGAUGUUGUAAACCAGUAUGUUCCAGGGGUUUUACUGGUGUUUAGUUUAUGGUAUCAUGCAGUAUUUGAUACACAAAGGGUUUAUGCAUAACUUUUAGCAGAGGAGAAUUGUGUUUCAGUGUAACGCCAGCAGCCAUAUUGACGUAAGGCAUUGUGUGUGUUUUAUGCAGUUAACUUUCGUUUUUUUGGAUUGUGUUGCUGUUUCUCUGCUGCAGGCCAUUAUGGCAGCGUUCGUCAUCUCAGGAUACUCCUCCACGUACUACAGAGCGGGAAGCAAGCCAUUCAACCCUUUACUGGGAGAGACAUAUGAAAGU